This is a messenger RNA of Pelobates cultripes (western spadefoot toad), 65315 nucleotides long. Lineage: Eukaryota; Metazoa; Chordata; Amphibia; Anura; Pelobatidae. The record is from the annotation of a GenBank genome assembly.
AUGACAGAAGGUGUGGAGAUAACCCUUACUUGUGACACAAUUCCUCGAUAUCCUACAAACCUGCGAAUUGCUUUCUACAGAGAUGAAGAGAUGGUUCAGGGGUUCAGUUCAUCCAAUAAGUACCAGGUUCAGUCAGCUCGGCUAGAGGACUCGAGAAAUCAUACCUGUGAGGUCAGAACAUCGAACUACAAUGUAAAGAAGAGAAGCAAUAUGUUACAUAUCAACAUAAUAGGUGAGUGGGGCAUACAAAUAUAUGCACAGGGUGGGAAAAAAUUCAGAGCAAGGUUUGAUGAGUCAAUAACUUUUUUAUUUGUGAACCAAUUUCAAUGAUACUAUGUACAAUUAAUGCUUAUCGUAUGGAGAUUUGUUUGACGAAGUAUCAAAGAUGACAUCUGAUAAAUUAUCUCCAUUUGCUACCCCACAAAGUCGGGCUCUUUUGAUUGCAUUGGUCUUAACAUCAAUUAAUGUUUGAGGUGCAUCGAAGAAAAGAAACACAGGAACUCCCAAAGGGGUUUGAAGACUUCCAGGAAGAACGCAUUUUUAUCUUCAAUAAAUAACCUGGCAAAAGUUUUAGAACCUCCUGGGUGGAUUCUUUGUACUUAAAAGUCAGAGUUCCUUAGACUCACAAACUGCAAAUAGCGAGAAUGAUUCAGAUAACAGUUCAAGAUUAGGGGGCUCACAAAACGCCAGAAUAGGGAGAUUUUAUGUAACCUCAGAAAUGUUUCUUUUUUUAGAACAGGACCCCCAUUCACAACCCGUUCCAGAACAACUCAGGGAACAGAGACAAUGGGGGGGGUCAUGAUAAACAAAUAGUCAAUCUAUCAGACUUCAAUCUAGAAUCAAGACAGAUUUCUAUUCUUCGAUACUACGACAAGGGUUGUGCUUAUUUCCAACACAACACUUUGACUGUUUUGACUAGGUUAAUGAUUUGUAUCUCUUUUUCAGAAAGUUGGCCUCCAUGGCUACUUCCAAAAGUGAUGCGGCAGGGAGGCCCAUCAUGAAGAAUUGAUUUCUGUUCAUGUUACGUCCUUAACCAACUAUGGCAACAUUUUAUUGUUUGCCAAAAGUCCACAAGGACUUGAAAAAACAUCUGGGACAACCAAUCGUCUCAGGAAAGGGAUGUCUAACUGACAACUGCAGUGUCUUUAUGGACAGUAUUCUGCAUCCCCUAGUUUUCAGGUCCCCAUCUGUUUUGCUAUGUUCUAGGAUGCAAAGAAUCAUACCAAUAUGAAUAAAAUCAAUUUUAUUCAUAGAUCAAAUAUCAUUAAAGAAUAUUUACAAAAGUUAAGACUACAUCACCAAUUAAUACGCAACAUUGAAGGCCACUUUAUGGGCUGGAAAGCUCUGGUCAGUCUUGGCCAGGAGUAAAUUAAUUGGUAAAUUUCCAGCAUAUCUGCUCACAGGAUAAAGUUUCUGACCAACAAAAAUGGAAGUCCUAGCUUUUUAGAAUCAUACAAAAAGGGUUUCCUCAUUUUGUAGUUUCUAAAAAAUACAAGGCACCAGUCCACCCCAGAGUGCUGGCCAGGUGGCCCAGAGAGAAUCCAAGUUGUGUGAAUCUCCUUGCACUUUGUUUGGAAGAUUUUGGAACUCUGGGCAGGGUUCCCAGAAUAUUGCUAAAUCAUUGGAUAUUGUGUAAUAUUUGAACAAAAUAGCUUUAAAAUGUGAUGAUCGAUAUAUAUCCACACAAUUAGCAAUACACUAUCAUACAUUCAGGACACCCAAUUCACCAGAGAAAAGUUGUCACAUCUUAAAUGUACUGAGACGGGAGGGACGCGCAAAGCUCUUUCUCUGGCCGCCAGUGAGGUCCACAAUUCUUCAGCUGCGCACCUAACUGCUCUUCCACUAACAUUGUGUACCUUGCAAAUUGAUCUUGUGGUAGAAAAUAUGCAAUACCGCAGGAGGAUUGUUCAACAUGCCAAUUCGAUUAUACGCACCUGGAUACACCAAUUCUGUGACGUCUUUAUAACAUUUUCACAAUGGUGAAGCCUCAAACCUGUCAUUACAGGCGAUUGCAAAAAAAUCAAGCCUUCCCCAAAGGAGGGGGGUUAUUUAAGUUUUAAUUCCUUAUGAAAUUAUUACAUGUUAUUAAAAUUCUCAUUCCUUUUGAAAUUAUGAAAAAAAGGAAUCCAGAUGGAAUUAUUAAUUGAAAACCUUUGCCAAUCUUUAAUGAAUUACAACAAUCUAUAUAGUCUUGUGUAAAUCUUAAAUGAAUAGUUAAAAGUUUUUUAUAUUAUCUUCUAGAACUGUUCUCUCCCCCCAAAAUUAAAGUGAGCUUGCAGAAGAUGACAGAAGGUGCAGAGAUGACCCUGACAUGUGACACAAUUCCACGAUAUCCUACAAACCUGCUCUUUGCUUUCUACAGAGAUGAAGAGAUGGUGCAGGGGUUUGGUUCAUCCAAUAGGUACCAGGUGCAAUCAUCUCAGGUGGAGGACUCUGGAAAUUAUAUCUGUGAGGUCAGAACAUCAAACAACAACAUAAAUAAAAGAAGUAAUAAAUCACAUAUCAACAUAAUAGGUGAGUACCUUUUGGAAACUUUUGUUUGGACUGAUCAUGUUAUCUAUAAAACUCUGUGUCCAUAUGGAAUGAAUUAUAUCAGCAAAGCUGACAUGACUAUAAAUAAAAACAAACAACGGGCCACCACUCCUACCUUAGGACAGUCUACAGAGAUCCGCAUUUUCUACAAGAUGGACACUAGUUUUCAAGCUCAAAGCGGUGGGUGGGGGCCUUAAAUUAGAAUAAGGGGGACCUAAUGUCCUCCCCCCUGGCCCGCACCCUUGAGCGGUGGGUGGGGCCCUAAAUAAAAAUUGGGGGAGGGGGCUCAAUGUCCUCCCCCCCUGGACCCCACCCCUGAGUGGUGGGUGGGGUCCUAAAUUAGAAUAAGGGGGAGACCUAAUCUCCUCCCCCCUGGCACCCACCCCUGAGCGGCCCUAAAUAAAAAUUGGGGGGGCCCCCUCCCGAGCCCCCACUCAUGACGAGCCAGUGGGGACUUUUAAUUUAAAGGGGGGGAACUAUUGUCCUCCCGGUCCCCACCCCUGAGCGACGGGUGGGGGCCCUAAAGUAAAAUAAUGGGGGGGGACCUAUUGUCCUCUCCCCCGGUCUCCACCCCUGAGCGGCGGGUGGGGGCCCUAAAUACCAAUAAGGGGGGGGACCUAUUGUCCUCCCCCCUGGCCCCCACCCCUGAGCGGUGGGUGGGAGCACUAAAUUAGAAUAAGGUGGGGGGACCUAUUGUCCUCCCCCUGACCCCCACCCCUGAGCGGUGGGUGGGAGCCAUAAAUUAGAAUAAGGGGGGACCUAAUGUUCUCCCCCCUGGCCCCCACACCGAGUGAUGGGUUGGGGCCCUAAAUUAGAAUAAGGUGGGGGGCCUAAUGUCCUCCCCCUGGCCCCCACCCCUGAGCGGUGGGUGAUGGCCCUAAAUAAAAAUUGGGGGGGCCUAAUGUUCUCCCUCCUGGCCCCCACCCCUGAGCGUUGGGUGGGGGCCCUAAAUAAAAAUUGGGGGGGACCUAAUGUCCUACCCCCUGGCCCCACCCCUGAGCAGUGGGUGGGGGCCCUAUAUUAGAAUAAGGGGGGGGACCUAAAUUAAAAUAAGGUGGGGUGGGGGACCUAAAUUAAAAUAAGGUGGGGGGACCUAUUGUCCUCCCCCUGGCCCCCACCCCCUGAGCGGUGGAAGGGGGCCCUAAAUAAAAAAAAUUCAACCGGGGCCGCCAUCUCGAGCCCCCACUCGUGACGUGCCAGUGGGGACUUUUAAUUUAAAGGGGGGAACUAUUGCCCACCCGGCCCCCACCCCUGAGCGGUGGGUGGGGGGCCUAAAGUAAAAAAAGGGGGGAGGACCUAUUGUAAAAUAAUGGGGGGGGGGAACCUAUUGUUAUUUAUUUUUUUAAAUGCGUCGGUUAUAAUGGAUUUUUAUUUGGCCUUUUUUUUAGCUGAAAAAAUAAGAUUUUAGAAGAAAGAAAACAUCAAAUGGUAAGUUUUAUUUUAUUUUUACAGGUACUUAGUUAAAGGUCCCCCCCUCAUUAUUUUUAGGGUGAGGGGGGUAGGUAGGAGUUAUAUUUUUUGGGGGAGGGGGGUGACUAGGGGAUUGGGGACCCCUAGUCACCUGGGGGGUUACAUUUUUAUUUAGGGCCCCCACCCGCCGCUCAGGGGUGGGUGCCAGGGGGAGGACAAUAGGUCCCCCCCUAAUUGGUAUUUAGAGCCCCCACCCACCGCUUAGGGGUGGGGGCCAGGGGGUAGGACAUUAGGUGUGUCCCCCCCAAUUUUUAUUUAGGGCCCCCACCCGCCGCUCAGGUUCCCCCCAUUGGUAUUAAGGGCCCACACCCACCGCUCAGGUGUGGGGGUCAAGGGGAGGAAAUUAGGUCCCCCCCAAUUUUUAUUUAGGGCCCCCACCCACCACUCACGGGUGCGGGCCAGGGGGGGGACAUUAGGUACCCCUUUAUUCUAAUUUAUGGCCCACACUCGCCGCUCAUGGGUGAGGGCCAGGUGGGGGCGGGUGGAGGACAAUAAGUCCCCCCCUUUUUUGAAUUUAGGGCCCCCACCCACCGCUCAUGGGUGGGUGCCGGGGGGAGGACAACAGGUCCUCCCUUAGUUUACUUUAGGGCCCCCACCCGCCGUUCAGGGGUGGGGGCUCAGGAUGGGGAACCUUUUUUAUUUAUUUUUAACAGUGAGCAGUCAUAGGCUGCUCACUUUUUAAUAGAUAUGCCCCUACUCACGGUAUAGCGAGUAAGGGCAUAAUUUACGAAUACUAAGUAAUCUUUACUUAGUAUUAGUAAAUUUGUCUGAAAGACCAAUUCAGGUCUUAUAGCCUUUUCAUUCCUGUCAUUACAUUGACUGGCUUAGUAACUUAGCCCUUUCCAGGACUUUUUUAGAGCCAUUUUAGUGCCCAAAAGUUCGGGUACCCAUUGACUACAAUGUGGUUCGGGUUCGGGGUCACGAUCGGCCGAACCCGGCGAACCCGAACAUCCAGGUGUCCUCUCAACUCUACUGCUGUACAAUGUUCAUUCUCUACCUACUGAUGAAACAGAGACCAAUUAAUACAUAUCCACCUAUAGCCUGGCUUUUAUUCCUCCGCCUAUCACAUUUCUUAACUGUUAUAUCCUGUACAGGUUUUCUCAAUAUCUAUUAUCUUCUUCCUUUGUUCAAACAAGACUGUCCUUUUGGGUUUUGAUAAAUUCAAAGUUUGAAAGGUAUGCCGAAGGCGCGAGGAAGUGUGUUUUUAGCUUUAUCAGUACUGGUACUUUUUCACUUGUGUUCAGCAACACUGACAUCUUGUGGUCACACUUUUAAUUACAUUAAUACAAAUUAGGUUUUACUGUUGAAAAUAUGGUCAGCGGAAUUAUAUCCCUCUACUAAUCCAAGUUGAAUCAUAAAGUUUAAUUUAUACUCUUUUCUUUCAGUUUGUCAUAGUCUCAUAAGCUAUUGUCCGGUUAGUCCAUCAAAUUUUUUAAUUUUCUGUGGUAUACCUCCAUAAACCCAUACAAAAAUACUGAGAAACUCUCACCACCUCCUACUACUCUCUUAGAAAAGGAAAGAUAAUGGCAUUACUAGUUGGCCUCUUACCUCCUUAUCUAUUGUGUUUUUUGCAAGGUGUGCUAAGAGUCCCUGAUAUUAUGGUAUAUAGCACGGUCAGGUUGGGAGGUAAGAAUCUCAUCAUUAUGCAAUGUGCUUUUGGGACAUUUUAUUAAAAGAAGGUGCUUCCGUAAAAUUCCAAGUUUUCCAGCUGUGAAUAUAAAUCUACUCUGAUAUACUAUAUGAUAUAUGGUUCUACUAUAAACAGAGUGAAUAGAUAUUUAAUAAAGUUGCCAAAGGUGAAUUCCGAUCCUUUUAGUGGUGGCCAUUUAUCAAACACACUAAUCAUACUCUCCAUUAUUAUUUAAUUUGCCAGGCAGAAUCCCGUUAUUUCUCAAUAAUCCCAAUGUAUUAACAGUCCUAAAUUUUAACUUUAUGGGUUUUUUUUCCUAUUCUUUGGGGAUUAAAUAAUCACCAGGUUUAACUUGUGUUUAUAGAAACUUGUUUUAGUUCUUCUCAGCCAGAAUCACUUUCUUACAAAGUAUAUUGUGUUUAUUUUGCAACUUUUGUGCAAUUUCAAAUCUCAUUCCCAAUAUUUUCCAUUUCACUAUUUGUGUUCUGUACUUUUAUUGUGAGUGCCCCUACAGUAACAUCAGUAGCCGUAUAUUAGAUACAUUGUAAUCUCUAUGUGAGCUCCUCACUGGGACUGGUAUCUCCAGGGGUUAAUUAUGCAUUAACAUUCCACGCACUGCACAUGGGGUGAACAAUAUGGUAUGAGUCAAUAGUCAGGCCUCUAGUCAGUAAUAUUGGGUCCCAGAGGACUCCACUUUUUAUUUAAUUUUAUCAUUUGCAUCAACAGAAAUAGCCAGUCGGCUUUGUCUGCAAACUGAUCGUCUCUCAAUGGGAUGUGUGGGAGGUUUGUAAUUGUGAAUUAGAUUUUUAUGUCGUUUCUAAUGUGUGAAGAUAGCGGCAGCUGAUAAAAUUCAAUAACAAGUUGGAAUCAGGCGGUAACUAGCCACUAACGACUUCCAUUAUACUCUAUGAAAGCCAGUAACAGUAAAGUCAGUAAUUCCCAGUUGCUAAUGGUAAGAUUUUCCAGUUGGGAAACAGACAAUACUCACUAAGGUUUGUAACCGCUGGUGGUUCCCUUAUUUACCACUAUAAUGUCUUAAAGCAUAGAACUUAGUAGGGCUAACCAUACAGAUAUCUUAGCCAUAAUUUUAUAUAGUGUAAGAGAUCCUCUAUUUAACAUAUAUAAAUAAUUGAGAAUACAAUAUAAAAUAAGGAUUGUCUUGGAAGCAAGAUUGUCUUUUGGAUAUUUAUUAUAUAAAAAAUAUAAAAUCCAUUAUAGCAGAGUUUAUAAGAUUAAAUUACAUGCUUGCAAAUAUCAUUAAUAGGUUAACAUACCCUUCUGAACAUGUCAUCAUGUCAGCCUCUCUGUCAUUUUAAGAUGGAAAAGGCGUCUGUCUCCAAGUCUCUCCUCUGUAUCUUAACAUUUAAAAGUACACCUAUUUAUACCUUAGGUGUCUCCAUUUUAGGUUACUGUAGUUUAAAUAUGAAAAAGUAACACUUCUUUUACUUUAUUCAAUUUAGGACCUCCCUUUAUUUGGCAAACAUACAAGACCAUAACUAAAGGGUGUAUACGUCAUGGAAAUUUUCCUGACUUAGUUCAAGAUGGCAUCUUAAAGUCUGAAUAGGUUAUCUGUUGUUCAUACUAAGUCGAAGGUGUACAGUAGUGGGAGAUUCCCAGAUUUGGGGAAGUUCCAUUAACUUGGGGUUACCACAGUAUAUUGUGUACUGCAAGUGUCGUAGCAUAGCCUUGAAGCUUGUUUAUGCAUUAUUGUUAUUGUAAUUCGUCUGGGACAAAAUGGCGCAAACAUAUUAUGCACUGAGGUUAUUGCUUAAAGAAACAGUUAUGAAAAACAAUAUGUUCCAUUUCUAACACCUUGUCAGUUUGCAAUAUCUCUUAAAGACAAAGUACACAGUUUAAGAAAUACAACAUUUCCUUCUAAAACUUGUAAUAUUUGCAUUUGCCCGUAACACCCUUUCCAUUAAACUGUGGGCAUUGUAGCGCAUUUCUUCCUUAAAUUAGUGAACCAAAGUUCUCCAACUGUCUUUAGGUUUUUUGUGCUCCCAGCAUCUUAGAUCAUUGUUGUAGCAGUAAAAUAUCCAUAGUGUGAUCUUUGCCUGUAAAGGUGGUUGAUUAAAAUGAGCAAAGCUUUUUUGUCUGGGAAAGAAUUGAAAAGAACACCAAGUUCCAGAGUAAGAUAUACUUGGAUGGAUCCGGAUACGAAUUGUAAUCCAAAAUUAAAAAUAGUAAUUGUAUUUGUAAUCCAAAGUCUUUAAAGGCCUAUAGAAGUUUACAUUCCUUACAUACAUUGCUGGAGGUUGUGUUUGUAGAAUACCCGGGUAUUUGUUGUAGAGUAUAGGUUGUAGAGUCCAGCUUUCCAAAUAUUUGGCUAGAAUUGGUUGCGGAUAUUGAUCAGCAUCAUCUGUUAUCACUGUGGUGAUGGCGUUGGUAUUUGUCUUUGUCUUUUUUUAUUUUGUUUUUUUCAUGAAACAUUUUUUACACCAUUUAUGAUGUGUAUAGAUUGGAUACUCUCCGAUGUUCUUUUACGGAAUAAAUUAAUUGACAGCAUUUCCAAGACACUGUCUUAAGUGACAUGGAUCCCAUUAUAGUAAAUGUUAUGUUGAUACAGCAAUCGAAGUGGAUUCUCAAGAACGCCUCUUUUUGCUGUAUUGGAAUCUUUGUAAAAUCUCAGUGAUAGACAUCUCACUGACAUCAGGUGCUGUUGUGCUAAAAAUGUUAACAGGUAAAAUCUGUGGAAAAAUCUUUACAUUUGUUAUACUUUGUAUAAUAAUGAUAGAUGAAAUAGUAACAUAGUUAAUCUUUCUAGUGUUUUGUAUUAAAGAUAAACACCCAUGUAUAUGAUUUAGAGAUAUAAGGAUAAUUUGAAGCAGCAAAGUAUUUACCUCCCUUGUUCCCAAUGGUAUGUAAAAUUACAUCCUCUUUAAAUGUUAAAAAUACUCCUUUAUUCAAAAUAUCUCAAUCUAUUUAGAAUAGUUGAUAAUUGGAAAUAUGACGUUAAUUAUCUUUCUUUGUCCUGUUAGGGAGAAGACAACUUAUUCCCUAGUUAUUAGUAAAUAUAAUAACUACAGUUAUUAGUGGCUUAAAAUACCAGAAACACCCAAAUAUUGUCUUAGAAAACAUUUUUUUUUUUUUUUUAACCAAGAUCUGACAGCCAUUGUGGAAAGUUACAUUCGUGAGAUUGGAUGCUUAACAAUGUGAAUCUUAAUUGUUUAAGUAUAUUUUACAGUGGCUGUUGGAUGUAGCUUAAGAUGAUUACAAUGUUUUAUUAUUUCUAAAAGUGAGUUAAGAAAGCACUCAGAUACAAUAUUGAAUGUAUUUAUAUGUUAGCUCUACCUUUGUAUAAGUGGUUUUAUGUACCUUUAACCAUUACAAACCAAAUAACAUUUUCUUUGUAUUUGAAAAACUGAUAAAAUAUUUGAUUACGUGUAUUUUAAUAUAUAUACAUAGAGUGGUAUGGAUGUUGAAUUUAUAUCUUUGACAUCUUUUUACCAGUUUGCAAUAGGUGACCUAAAUGAUCAAUUUCCAAAAUCAUCAUGUAUAUCACCUGGAUGGGUUAAUCCAUAAUACUCUUUUACUUUCCAUUUACUGGCCUUAGCUCUGGCAGACUGAAUAUUUUUAUCAUUAUAAUAAACUUUAUGAUAGUUGAAGUAAAGUUUCUGCCUGUCUUACAGUUAAAUUUUAACUGUUGAAGUAUUUCACUUAUAUUAAUUAUACCACUCUGCAAACGAAUAUUGAGUAGUUUCUGAUUUAAUAAAAACAUUUUACAUUUUCUUCCUAAGUUUAAACAUUAUUCAUUAUUGCAGUUGUUAUUGCAGUCAUAUGAUCUUUAACUAUCAUGAUUCCAUUAUUUAUCUGGGUAAUCAGCUAUUAUGCUCUUAUACGUAAGUUUAAUAUAUUUGUUUGUAGGCCAGACUGCAGCUGCAUAUGGCAUUCUAGCAAUAAUCUUCAAUUGCGUUUCAGAUAUUCACAAAGUCUAUCCACCUUUGUAAUUAACACAUUAUGUGUUUAUUUUAUACCAUUAAUUAUAGUAUCUGUAUUAUAUUACACAUUGUCACUGACACAUUUCUGAUACAGGGAAAAAAUAGCAUGAUUGCUUUAGUAAUUAUAAUUUUCGGUCCAUGCACCACAUUCCUGGAAGUCCAGAAUAUAGCAAGAAUCCUUUGUCGUUUGAUUCUAUGGAGCCGUUUAACAUUUUGAUUGGUAUAGUUAUACCAAAAGAGCAAGGAGUACAUCGACGGUAGAUCACAUCUGCAACAGAACCAUUACAGAUUCCUUGUUGUAUCAAUGUCUCUGUGUUUAUGUUUACAGGAGUUCCUUGCUUUGCAGGUAUGUACAUAAUAUGUAGAGUUUUAGAAAAGCUGCAAAUCGUGCUUUAGUACAAGUGUCCCGUGAUGUCAGGUUUCUGAAAGAUUUUGCUGGUCUUUUUAUAUUUCAUUCUCUUUGCAGGGCAUCUGCUCUUAGUAGGCCGGUAUUGUUAUUAUUUAUUAAUUGCAUCAAGGUUUCUUUCGUUAAUUGAUGUGUUUCUACCAAAUUCAAAUUCAUAUGCCACCAAAUGUCAUUGUAAAGUUCAUUGUUACAGAAUAUUGUUCCAGGAUGGUUUUUUCACUCCAGUAGGAAAUCUAUUUUCCUCUUCUUCUGCUCCUUCCUAUUAACCCCUUUUUCUGAGUUGUAGGUAACAAUCUGUGUCUUGUACUGUGAGGUGCUUUGAUAGUCACUCAGGUUUUCUCAGUACCAUGUUCCAUCUUAAGAAAUAGCUGGUUGUUGACAGUUAUCAGCCUUUAUUUAUUUUUCCGGUCAUCUUCUGUCUGGAAACAUAAUAGCAAUGUCCAGAAUUAGCAUAGCACUUCUUUUCAGCAUAAGAAGGCUGCUUGCGGUAGUCACUCAAUGAUAAGCUAUAUGGCAAAGUCUUUUCUUGCAUCACCUUCAUAGGUGCAUCCAAAGUCUUUCAUAAGCAUCUUUCCCGUCUUUUUCUGUUUUCAGUAUGCUUUGCAUCAUCGUUGAGUCCAUUAUUAGGAUUUGUAAUAGUCCAAUCACAUCUUUCUCAUGUAUAAUCGGUUUUUGGAAUGAUCUCAAUAGGUUCCUUGGGAAAUACCAGUGUAGGCAAUCAUUUCACUGUGAGCUAUGUCUCUCCUUUUGAGAUGGUUCUUGGAGGAAGUCCUCACGAUCACAGAACUUGUAUAGUGUGUAGUCCAAUUCAGUUCAGGUGCUUCCUGCUUGUUAACAUAAUCCCAAUGCAGUUUUAAAACAACAGCUAAGGUUGAUGUUAUGAUAAUGCUGCAGACUGUAAGAAGGAGACUCCAAUUUUCUAGCAUCCUUUUGCUUCCAUCUUUGAAUUUCUUUCUUACUGUAUAAGAUAAUUCAGGUUCAGUCUGUUUUCUCCAGAGUCUUUUUUAUAAUGAUGUUGAUGAUUCAUUUUUCAUACAUUCCAUGUUAACUGUGAAUGUAUCACGUCUGUCUGUUCAUCCUUCUCCUCCACAUUUGCAGGUUCAGAAGUCAGAUCAUGAUUCAGUCUGUUACGUGGCUAUGAUUCUGGUGGCUGUGUUUUGGUGGCAUUUCUGUCGUCCUCUAUUUGUUUUAUCUUGUCAUCUUUAACAGCAUCCAUUGUGUCAGUCAGUGGUUCUGUGAACGUCCUGGAAGUAUUUUAGCAGGUUGUAAAAUAUCAGAUUCACUGUUCUCUGUUGGCUCUGAUUGUUCUCUGUAGUAAAAGUUCUCGGAGUCACCCUCUCCAGGACAAGCUGGCCAACAGAAGGAAAUAGGUGGUGGUGCAAGGCGAGGUGGGCUGGAAAAAAAAAUUCCCUAAAUUUCUCUAAUAGAACCAAUGGAUCUAAGCUCUCCCUGGUGCAGAAAUAUAAUUGUCAGUGAAAAAACAUGUAACAUUUCAUAUGGUGUCUCACCAUUUGUAUCAUCAGGUAUGUUGUGAAUGCUUAUCUGUACCAUAGGAAUAAAUAGAUACCACUGUGUGGGGCAAGCAACUAGUAACUUGGUUAAUAAUCAUUUAACCUCAGCAUUUUCCCAGACCACAACCCCACUACUUUGGGGGUGGUUGGGGCACUGAAAUCCCAAAGUAACCCAAAUGUAGUUGCCCAGUUUUAGGUUUCCUUUGCAGUAAGUGCAGGACCACAAUCCAAAUGGAUGGUCCUGGGAUUAUCAAAUGCAUACUAAGGAAGUGAGACUAGAAAACGUGGCAUCAGAGGUUGCACUUCGCACAGGAUAUAUCCAAGUAAACCUGGUACAUGCAUCAACACAUACAAAAACAUAUUUAUAACCAUGAGAUGUUGGCAAACUUCCAAUAUAUAGUAAUUCAAAAAGUACGUUAGAUAUUAAUAUUUCAAUAAACAGUACAUCAGUAAUAUGGCAAUAAGCAAAUGCUUAUGAUUACUAAACACAUGAAUUACAGUAUUUCCCAUAUUGUGACCACCAAUAUCCCUUUUCAGGAGUCAGACGUACAUUACCUCUCUCUAUAAGAGCUUGUCCUAGCCAUGAAAAAGCUUUUAGGGCAAGUCUAUCUUUCCUCUAUAGGAAGAACAACCAACAUAUUGCCUUCAAUGGUUAUUAUGUAAUUAACCCCUCUAAAUGAUAGGAGUAUUUAUACGGAUACCAGGUGGAUAAGGUCUGGAUAUCCUUGCAAGCAUAAACUCUGCAUCAUGACUGAGAGAUAGGGUAUGCGAUGUGAUCCAGUGACCACAGAAAAGUGUUGGUAGACACAUUGCAUCAAAGUGCCUGUUAAUGACCAACUACAUGAGGAGAGGGACCAUGCUUUGUUAUAAGCAUGUCCAUACACGUAUUACAAUGCCAGGCUUUCAAUUUGUUACCACAAAGCAAAAUGCAGUUGUGGAUAUAAACUCACAACGUAGCAUAAGAAAAACUGUUUAAACACCAGACUGAGACUCGAGAUCAGUGGACCAAAAUAGAUAAAUGAAAUCCUAUUAAUUAAUAUAAUUUCUUUAAAUUACUUUAUCCUCUGUAUUAACUAUGAAAUAUUAAAGUUAAAACAAUAACAUUUAAAAGCCAACUUUUAGUGUGGAUAGGAAUUACAAGGCCGUUCAUAAUGUGAGAUAAAGAACAGCUUUUUUAAAAUCCAAAUAGUCUGUGAACACAAAAUGACCUUGCGCCGAAAAUUCACUUGCAGGGGAAAAACAAAACCUUCUUUUUUUCUUUUUCUUUAGUAAGUUAAUUAAUUAAUUAAACAUAGUUCGAACCUCCAUCAAAGUCCCGAUGACUUUGCAAGAAACAUGUCGUCCUUAAAUACUGGGUAAGUCUAUUAAACAGUGACAUAGCAUUGUUACCCUGUGUAUUAUUUUGUCACAGCUAUAAUGUGCAGUAUUACAAACUAUUCAUAAGUGUUGUGCAAACUGUUCAUUAAAAGCCAGCGGACUAGUGAGCUAUAGAAUAUUUAUUUAUUCUUUAAAGCUCUGACCUCAAUCGGCAAAGCAAUGUUGUAAUGGUGUCCAUUGCAAUCUGCUGUCUUACUUGGUGCUCUUAAAAAUUCUGAAUAUGUUCGGAGAUUUCUUGGGCAAUAAUAAAUCCCCCAAAACAACAACUUUGCAUUUAUGCUAAACCUGCCUGUUGUAAACGUAUUCUGUAUAUUUCUUGACAUAAGUACUUGUACUUAAAUCUGUUUAAUAAAGCUGUUUAUAUUGUGGUGUAAAAUAAAUAUAUAUUUUUAUUUUUAUUUAUUUAUUUUAACAUUGCUUAAAUUUUAAAGAUACCUGCAUAUUUAAUUAAAUAUCCUUUAUAUGUCUCUAAGGCAUAAAAUGUCUGCAAAUUAAGAUUAUAUACAAAAAUGCAUGUUCUGGGUGUUCCGUGAUUCCUUUUCUAUCAUUUAUUUAUUUAAAAAAAUUUAAGUCUGGAAUCUGAUUCCUUUUGGGAUGAGCACCCCUCUGAGCCUCCCCGUUUCAGAGGCUUCUUUGGAGGUGACCACUGAAAAGUAUAGAUUCUAUAAAAUAGAUGUGAGGGGGCAUUGGACAGUAAUGUCACUUUAAUUAUACUUUUCAUAUAGCAGUUUUGUGAUAUGCAAUGUGAUUUAAUAUAUCAGAGUAUUAUCACUUUAAUUGACACUGCAUUUUUUUAUGCAUUAUUUAUGCAUUUUUUUAAUUAUUUUUUAAGGUUUAAUGUCUGUUUAGAAUAUUGCAGGCUUUGCAAUAUCAAAUUAAUUUUGCAUUAUAUAUAUUCACAGUGCUCUUACAACAUAUUAUUAAAAUUAGCCUCUUUCAGAAUUAUAGAAUAUGUGGUGGAACUGAAUCCCCAUAUAUGAGAUUUGAAACUGUAUUUUUGAUUUCUACGCUGUGCCCUGAUCAGUAUUUAUAUACAUAAUUGCAGCAGCAUAUAGCUUUUAAAGAAGCAAUCAUUUCACUCAUCAUGUGUGGUUGACUGUGGACUUUUUAAAACCUACUUUUAAUUUUUUUUAUAAAUCUGUUUCUUGCUUUGAGAGAGCAGGCUGCUGAAUGCAUGUAAAUGCUCUUAAUGCUUAGUCUCUAUACAUUUAUUUAUUUAAUCGUAUUUUAUAAAAACCUAGUUUAUGAAAUUCACUGAGAUUACAUGUGUGUGAUCUGAUUACAGUCAGUAGUACAAUAUAAUUGUUCUAAUUUCCUUACUGCUAGCACUACAGGUACUGUGGGAUAGUACCACUGAUUUAAGUAAGCUUUCCCUUUUAAAAUUGGUGGACUUUAAUCCUGCCAUUGCAAUAGACUAAAUACUGUACCUGAGUAAGCAAAGUCAUUAUGUGCAGGAAUUGUGCACUUUAAAUAGUAGAAUACUUAUGCUAUUCUAGUGAAUUGGGCUGGCUGCUUAACACAUCAUUUAGUAUCUUUUGGUCACAUUUAAAGCUGUAAAUGUAUUUAACAUUUUAUUUAAAUAAGCCUUUAAUAAUUUCAGUUUAAAAGUUAUCAGAGAUCCUGUAUAGUUACCAUUUUAUUUAGCCCUGAUUUAUCUUACAUAUAUAUUAUUUUUAAUCAUUUUAUCAAUAUUUAUUUUCGCAGAGCAUUUAGAGAAGCAAAGGAUGUAUAACCACCUGUUGCCCUUUUUUAUAGGAGGGUAGUAUAAUUUCAACACUGUUUGUUUAGGAAAAAAUAUGAGCUAGUUAUAUAUUAUAUAAAAUAUAUGCUGCAGUGUACUGCAUUGAAUGUAUUUAAAAGCCAUGUAUUUUUCUUUAUGGCUGUAUGUAAUAAUGUUGUUCAUAAUUUGGAAUAUAAAACAACGACUUCUCAAUUCCUUGGAAUGUUUACAUGUCUCUAUCUCCGCAACCUUGGCUGGAAAUUCCAGACUCCAAAAAUAGUUAUGCUGUUAUAAUUCCUGAUUUUUAAUCAACAGCUAGCGUAACUGACAAUAUGGAAAAUAUCACUGUUUUAUAAAACUUUUCAUAUAUAGUGGACUGUCUGUCUGUUGCAUGAAUGUUUUCAUUAAGCCAUAAUGCAAUUUUCUUUGCAUUCUUGGAAUUAGACUUCAAAUUUCAUCGCUCUGUCUGAUCACUUUUCUUUUGACAACAUUUUGCAUUAAUCUUUUUCCUGUGCAAGCAUACUAAGCAGCUACAAAGAGAACAUAUCCCCCUGUCUGCAAUCCACUGUCCUGGAACUAACGGGCCAUGCUAUGCUGGUGUAUUAGGCAUUUGUUCUAUUAUGAUAUUAGUUAAGAUCCACAAUUUCAGCAUUGUAUGCUAAUAACAUUGUACCUGGCACCUGAACUCACAGUGCCUUGUUCACAUUAAAAUCAUCUCUAAUGAUCUCUCUCUGUGUCUGGGCUACAAGUAGCUCAAUAGAUUCUUGAUAUUUCAAGACUUGUGCAAUGACAAAGUAUUGUGUCUUCUCUUACGUAUAAGAGGUUACCUAGGUAUUUAUUUUAUAUUUAAAGCUUCCAAGCACAAAGUCCCUUCGUGGUCGCCAAUUGUAACCGCUGGUUACCACUACCCUUAUUUACCACUAUAAUGUCUUAAAGCAUAGAACUUAGUAGGGCUAACCAUACAGAUAUCUUAGCCAUAAUUUUAUAUAGUGUAAGAGAUCCUCUAUUUAACAUAUAUAAAUAAUUGAGAAUACAAUAUAAAAUAAGGAUUGUCUUGGAAGCAAGAUUGUCUUUUGGAUAUUUAUUAUAUAAAAAUAUAAAAUCCAUUAUAGCAGAGUUUAUAAGAUUUAAAUUACAUGCUUGCAAAUAUCAUUAAUAGGUUAACAUACCCUUCUGAACAUGUCAUCAUGUCAGCCUCUCUGUCAUUUUAAGAUGGAGCAGCGUCUGUCUCCAAGUCUCUCCUCUGUGUCUUAACAUUUAAAAGUACACCUAUUUAUACCUUAGGUGUCUCCAUUUUAGGUUACUGUAGUUCAAAUAUGAAAAAGUAACACUUCUUUUACUUUAUUCAAUUUAGGACCUCCCUUUAUUUGGCAAACAUACAAGGCCAUAACUAGAAGGGUGCAUACGUCAUGGAAAUUUUCCUGACUUAGUUCAAGAUGGCAUCUUAAAGUCUGAAUAGGUUAUCUGUUGUUUAUACUAAGUCGUAAGUGUACAGUCGUGGGAGAUUCCCGGAUUUGGGGAAGUUCCAUUAACUUGGGGUUACCACAGUAUAUUGUGUACUGCAAGUGUCGUAGCAUAGCCUUGAAGCUUGUUUAUGCAUUAUUGUUAUUGUAAUUCGUCUGGGACAAAAUGGCGCAAACAUAUUAUGCACUGAGGUUAUUGCUUAAAGAAACAGUUAUGAAAAACAAUAUGUUCCAUUUCUAACACCUUGUCAGUUUGCAAUAUCUCUUAAAGACAAAGUACACAGUUUAAAAAAUACAACAUUUCAUUCUAAAACUUGUAAUAUUUGCAUUUGCCCGUAACAGGUUUAGCUUAUAAUGGCUGGUCCGUAAAACGUACCAGCAACGUUGGAAACAAACUCCAAAUCCUAACAAGAUGCUUCCUAUGUUCAGUUAUAAAAUAUUAUUCUCAGUGUUUGAUCUCUCCAUGCCGGUCAUUUUAACAUUUCUAAUCCAUCAGAAUAUUUUCUGUGUGUGUAUUAAUUAUGGCAUUUAGUUUCAUCAUCUAUCACAUGAAGACUAGAGAAAUCACAGCACAUGGAGAGAGAGAGUGAAGAACACACACGAUACCAGCUUGGCGUGAUCAUCAAAGACAAUGUCACCUAUUGCAUCUACUGUGACCCUACUAGAACUAUCCAGGCAUUGUGUGGAAUGUCCACCUAGAGUUGUCAAGGCAUUAUACAUAAUGUACCAAAGUGAGUUUAGUACAAUCUGGAUAUAACGUCCAGACUCUACUAAUCAAAUGAGUGGAGCGCUAAAGGUAUAAACUUACCCUAAAAUAGGGUUAAAUCUCAGAUGUAUAUCAGUACAUAUAAAGGAAACGAAAAAUAAAACACAAUAUAGUGUAAAUCCACAGGUGAUAAUGUAUUUUGGUGAUAAUUCAAGUAGUCAAACUCACAUUGAUCAGAGCCUCAAAGGGACAGGCUCAAAUCACUUGCACAGUAGUGUCGUAUGGAGACACUGCACCCUUUUGCUUGGAAUGGAUUUCCUCAAAGUAGAGAGAAAGGGAGACUUCCUAGUGUAUUAAUUUUCAACAAAAAUAAAAGACACAUUGGGUAUGGUUGUGCUCACCUUUUCCUGAGCCAAUGAGAACCUGGCUCUGGAUGAUAGACCUGGGUACCUCUAGAGGGGGGCACCUGCCCUUCUUUAGCAGCAAGAUGAAGUUACAUAAUGCACACAUUAUUGAGUCAUGUCAUUUAAUAGAAUGUCCAUAUAAAUGCUUCUAGGCAUUAUAUAUAAUGUGUUUAUAAACUUGUCUCCGCAUUCUAUAGAAUGUCUGUAUAAUUAUAUCUGGGCAUUACAUAGAAAGUCCAGCUAAACCAGUCUGUGGAUUGUAAUAGAUGCUGCACACAAGAGCAUAAUGUAUUGUAAAAUGGGCGUCAUCGCUCAUAAAGCAGAUGGAGUAAUGUGUGUUUGGGUUAGUUGAGCAGGCAGAGUGUUUAGGGUCACAGCUAUAUAAAAUGUCUAGAUUUAAACAUCACCUUUAACCUGUGAAUGUAUGGUGGAAACUAGACUCCCUAAAAAAAGUCUUAAAAGAACGCUUCAAACACCAUAACCACAACAGAGUACAAUAAUGGUUAUGGUGCCAAGAGUACCCUGUAUCCCUUUUUUGUAAGUAGCCAAACUGUUUUAGAAUGGUUUGACAACUUACCUGAGGUAUAUUGGGAACUGCACCCCACCUCACUGCAGCCUUACAAGAGCCAGAAAUUCCUACGUAGGAAUCCAGGGCUAACUCACAGGCUCAGAGCGUAGGCUGAUAACUUUCAGCCAAUGAGCCAAGUCCUGUUUCGCCAGGCUGAGCACAAAGUAAAAUCUUUUAGCUAGAGAGGGGGCUGCAUUGGAGGCUGUAAUAAAAGGGUUUGAGUACUUAUAUUGUGGUGGAUCAGUGCAGUUAUGGCUGGUAUUUGGGGGAAUUCCAAUAAUAAUAAUAAUAAUUUUGUAUCAUAAUUUAGAUGUAAAAACUAAAAUAACUAAAUAUGUUGACAUUAACUGUUAGUUGGCAUUAGCAAAGAAUCUGCUGGUAUUUGGGGAUUCAAAAUUACAAAAUAUACCAGCAGAUUAUAAAUAUAUCUUUAUAUGGGUAAAGACCAAGAAUCUAAACAAAAAUAGCUGCAAAAACUCACUAGAAAUAGCCAUUUCUCCACACAGUAAUAUUAACAACUAACACAUUAUAGGGAUGUGCUUGCACUCAAAAAGUGAAACAAAACUUUUUUUUUUUAAAAUUCUUUAUUUUAUUUGUGCAUCGAGUUAACAAGCAGUUUUGCACUGCCACAACAGCUGGUGCAAACAUAAAGGAAACAUGCAGUAACAGUAGUGUAGCAUCAGGAACAUUGCACAUUUUUAAAUUAUAGCAGGAGUAACAUAUUAGACAUAUCAGGCUGCGGCACAGUGCUAGUGGUAGCUGUAGUUAGGUUAGCUGGGUGCUCUAACGCACUGGGAAUGUGUAGGUCUUUUGAUUAAAGGCACAGCACCCAUGGGUGUCAUCAACUAUGUUAAAGCAGUUAACCCUUAAUGGCACAACGGCUGGGUCUUUUUAGAUGUCAGGCUAUACAUUGACACUGCCGGGUAUGGCGAUCAGUAGGUAGUUAGGGAGUAUUAUAUCCUUGGUGUCUAGGCUAGUUAUAUUCCCCGCAGGUCGCCAUGCAGCUGAGGGCAUCUAUGGAGGGCAUGCUUAAUUGUUAUGAUUAUAAUGGAAAACUUAAGGCUAUGCAAAUAGAGCGACAGACAAAAAACAGUUCUGGCUAACAUUAGAAGUGGCUAAGGAGGCUUUCGGUAUAUAAACUAAGCAUCUCCCAGGGGUAUGUAGCUGCUGUGGGAGUUUAUAUACUUUGUCAUAAGUUCAUUCAGCCGAGGCCCGGGAGUGGUUGGGGUCAGCGACCCGGUAACGUGAGAGUCUUAGGUGCUGCAACCCUUGUUUGGACCAAUGUAGCUUGCCAGUACAUUGGGGGAGUGGGGCUGGUGGUUGCAUACCCCUCUCCCGUGGGCCUGCAGGGCUAAGUCCACACGAUUGAAGGAUAGUGGAUGUAUUUCGCCCCUUGUUGUGCCUUCUGUUUCUUGCGCCGUCCGGUCACAAAGGUCUCUUCUGAUUUCCAGCAUUUCGGUGUGGUAGACUCGGGUGUGCCCUCAGAGCUGCUGCAGGGGGUCGGCGCUUCAGCACGGGUGAUGAUCUCUGCCUUGAAGCUCGGGGCUCUCCUCUGCUUUGCCUGCCAGUGACGUCCCUUGUAGGGGGUGCUCGUGGCGUACCACAGGGUGAGUCGGGACUCUAUAUUUUCACCAUCUCGGGUGACCCCUGCUUCUGCGGAGGAGAGAGGGCAGGCAGGUGUCCCAGCUGGGCGGGAGAGGGUUCCGUAGUCCCGGCUUUUGCGUUAGCCAGUGUCAGCACUGGGGUCUGGCUGUUUUUCUCCAGCCGCCUCCAGAACCGCCUGCAGACAGCAUCAAAUUUUGCCAUGAAGGCCUCUGCCCAGUCGUUUGCGGCUGCUGCGGUGCUGUCGGCCAUCUUGGCCCGGCCUCGUGGCUCUCAGUUCAAAUUGCACCCUGGAGCGACUCGGAGGUGAGUGCUCCCUGCGUGAAGGUGGACCAAGAUAACCCCCACCGGUCCAAGGGGGAGGGGGAGGGGAGGGGAAAGACCCCUGUAUGCGUUGUCAGCUUUGUGUGGCGUCAGGAAGGCGUCCGUCCCUCCCGCGCCUGCCAUGUGGGUAGGCCUUGGGCCUUUGCCAAGUGGAUUUUGCUUGUCUGGUAGCUUGAUUGGUAUCAUAUUAAUCUUCUCGGUGUAUCCCCACAUUUGGAGGCUUUUCUGACACGAUUGAUCGCUGGUUUGACUGUGAUAAACAGCUUUAUUUGUUGCUUGCUGCAGGAGCUACUGUGGCUAACGUCCUCAAAACAAAAAUUUUUUAUGUCAUUUAACAAAUACGGGACUUCUCAGAACAUAACCUCACCACACAUACAGGACUCCAUGUCACCCCAUCUCAUUAAUAAACUCGACAAGAAGCUCUGUCCAAAUAUUCUGGCUGUUAGAUUGAACAACAAGAUACUUUUUAAUACUUACACUAUCUCUUGUUACUCACAUUUAGAAACAGGUAUAGAAUGAAUUAACUCAUUAAAAGUGAUAGUAUAUCAUAUUUAUAAUGAUUUAAUCAAAUUCCCGUUUCUUGUUGAAUUUCAAUGGCCUCUUUGAACAUUUUGUUUUUCAGGUCAGAACUCAUAAUAAAUAAUACUAAAGCUGUUUCAGCACCCUGGACAGAAACCAGCAUUAAGUGCUGUGUCCUAUAUGGAGCAUCACAGCCUCACUGUGUCUUUUAUCUCCCCUAUUAGAUUAGUUACUGUGUAUUCUAUCUCCCCUAUUAGAUUAGUUACUGUGUAUUCUAUCUCCCCUAUUAGAUUAGUUACUGUGUAUUCUAUCUCCCCUAUUAGAUUAGUUACUGUGUAUUCUAUCUCCCCUAUUAGAUUAGUUACUGUGUAUUCUAUCUCCCCUAUUAGAUUAGUUACUGUGUAUUCUAUCUCCCCUAUUAGAUCAGUUACUGUGUAUUCUAUCUCCCUAUUAGAUUAGUUACUGUGUAUUCUAUCUCCCCUAUUAGAUCAGUUACUGUGUAUUCUAUCUCCCCCCUAUUAGAUCAGUUACUGUGUAUUCCAUCUCCCCUAUUAGAUUAGUUACUGUGUAUUCUAUCUCCCCUAUUAGAUCAGUUACUGUGUAUUCUAUCUCCCCUAUUAGAUUAGUUACUGUGUAUUCUAUCUCCCCCUAUUAGAUUAGUUACUGUGUAUUCUAUCUCCCCUAUUAGAUUAGUUACUGUGUAUUCUAUCUCCCCUAUUAGAUUAGUUACUGUGUAUUCUAUCUCCCCUAUUAGAUUAGUUACUGUGUAUUCUAUCUCCCCUAUUAGAUUAGUUACUGUGUAUUCUAUCUCCCUAUUAGAUUAGUUACUGUGUAUUCUAUCUCCCCUAUUAGAUCAGUUACUGUGUAUUCUAUCUCCCUAUUAGAUUAGUUACUGUGUAUUCUAUCUCCCCUAUUAGAUUAGUUACUGUGUAUUCUAUCUCCCUAUUAGAUUAGUACUGUGUAUUCUAUCUCCCUAUUAGAUCAGUUACUGUGUAUUCUAUCUCCCCUAUUAGAUCAGUUACUGUGUAUUCUAUCUCCCUAUUAGAUUAGUUACUGUGUAUUCUAUCUCCCCUAUUAGAUUAGUUACUGUGUAUUCUAUCUCCCCUAUUAGAUUAGUUACUGUGUAUUCUAUCUCCCCUAUUAGAUUAGUUACUGUGUAUUCUAUCUCCCCUAUUAGAUUAGUUACUGUGUAUUCUAUCUCCCUAUUAGAUUAGUUACUGUGUAUUCUAUCUCCCCUAUUAGAUUAGUUACAGUGUAUUCUAACUCCCAUAUUAGAUUAGCAGGGCGUCCCUCAUUGCUGACCAUAGAGUGUAUGCACUUAAUGAUUUUAUUUUAUACUUUACUGCAUCUUUUGGGCAUAUAUUUUUUCUCACUAUCUGACCUGAUAGUGUAUGCACUGUCACUGUGUUUAUAUUGGAAAUACUACAUUUAUUUCAUGUCUUCACUGUUGCAGUGGUUAAAUCAGCUGUAACCUACUCUCUAGUCUAGUCCACUUAUUGUGGUAAAAUGGUUGUAUGAUAAACAGCUCUCCUUUAUAAACUUGUGUCGUGAUUGGUGAAUGUGCCUAUUAAAGUCACCACCAAUACCAGCAAUAGCAGUGACCCGUGUCUGUCCCCUUCCUAUCUUAUGGCGCUGGGCAUUAUACAGCUCCAUCCCUGCUUUACAUUGGCAGCAGGGCUGUUAUAUGUGAUCCUUAUGGCUAUGAGCGGAGUACUUGUACUCACUAUGAAUGUUGUGCUCAGUAUUUUAUGUCGGGUUAGUCUGUAUUUAUAACUGAGUGUAUUAGUGUUGGUAUAUUGAAGAUAAUAAAACUAUAGUGUGGGCGCACCUAAAAAUAAAGAUAUGUCUAUCAAGUAAUAAAAAAUAUUUAAUAAUACAAUAUAAGUGAUGACUAAUUAAUUGAUAAAAUCCAUAAGGUGACAAAAGAUAUUAAUAAACUGAUAAGCAAUCAGCAAUCUCCUAACAACGCAGUUCCAGGUAAAUAACAAUGUAUAUAUCGAAAUGUUACAAGUAGCAGUGUUCAGGAUACUGCUGUCAUAGAAGCAGCAGGACUCUGAACGCAACAAACUAAUGUGUAACAAACUGUAACACUCAAAUGUAAAUGUUACAGAAAAUAAUAAAAUACAGAUUGAAUACACUCAAAGAUGUAUUAGCAUACUCCAAAUUCUAAUGCCGUAGAAAAAACAACUAAAACCGGAAUGAAAUAAUGGGAGGAUUCAAGCUAGAGCAUAGAAAUAUCAUGGACCGGAUCUAAAUAUAUAUAUAUAACGCAAGAGGAGAACAGUAGUAAAAUAAAGAGUAAAAGAAUAGUGGAAGCAUGAAAUGCAAUAAAAAUCAAGCUACUUGCAGAACAGCGUUCAAUUAAUGGACAAAAAUGUAUAAUAAACAAGCUAGCACACAAAAGAGUUAGCACAAAAAGUCAGAGUCAAUGAUGUAAGCGGUGGGGGCCCCCCUUAAUAAAAAGUAUGCUUAGACAAAAAAAAACAAAAAACGUCAGCGUAAAAUCAAUGAGAUGAGCCGAGCCCUGGUACCUGUAUCAAACGGCAGUGACAUCCAAUGGAGGGUAGAUGUAGGAUGAAAACAACUGAUGUCUUUCUUCACAGGGGGAGUACAGCUGACUGGGACCACGUGGUAAUCCGCGGCCGGUAACUUCACAAAAGGCCGCGGCGAGCAAAUCUGGAACAGCGUUGAGGUGCUGAUAAAAAAGCCUAGUGAUACUGUGUGGAGAUCAAUCUACGCGUUUUGUCUCUUCCAAGAGACUUUAUCAAGACUGAAUACAACCUCCACUGUUGUAGUUAAAUAACUCAGAUAGAAGGUGGAACUAAAAUCUGAUAGAAUAAACCAAAUUAACCCUUGCAGGACUUGUUACUAAAGAACAACAAUCUCAUUAAACCCUGCAGGGUUAGUAAAUAUGAAAUAUCAAAGUCACAUGAAUAAAAAGUAAAAACCAACCAUAGACAUUUAAGAGAUUGAUAUAGAUCAAUUAGAAUCAAUAAAUUGUGUAAAUAGAUUAAUAUACAGAGAACUUAAUUAAAUGUGUAAAAUCAACAAUUAAACUCAGAAUAUUGGAUCAAACUACGUUAAAUUAAAAAUCAUCAGAUGUAUGUAUGACAGUCUAUUCCAAGGAAAAGCAUAAUAAAUAUAAGAUAAACGACAAAAUAUAACUAUGGAUAAUUGUCAAUUAUCCUAUAUAAAUAAAAUAAACUUAUUAAAAAAUAUAGUGAACGUGCUACUGAGGAUUUCUUAUCAUUGUGUAGGAUUGCGUAUCUGUGUUCCCUAAACCUAACUUUCAAGGGUCUUGUGGUUUUGGCCCAGAUAUUGUAAGCCACAUUUGCAAGUCAGGAGAUAGACCACAUAUGUGGAGUUACAGGUAAUUCUGUCAGUAAUAGGGUAGGUGAUCUCAUUUCUAAAUGCUCCAAAUUUUGUAGAUCUAUGGCACAUAAAACUACAAGUAAGACAUCUCAGACUCCCACAACGGAAAUUCCCAGGAGUGAUAUGAUUCUUCGGUUGGGCAUUGUUAGUGUUGAAUUUCGAAGGAGCAAAAAUAUUCUUUAAAUUCUUAUUUUACGAAAAGUAACCCUAGGUUCAUCAGGGAUGCUGAACUUGAGUAGAGGGACCAGUUUCAAAAUAGGCCAAUGUCUGCGUAAAAUGUCUAUAAUUUCAUCAUAAGCACAAUUACAAAUAGUGGAGGAUAUAUCUUUAGUGCUGAUGGUGUGUCUAUGAUGGAAAAUUUUCAUGAGGGGAUGGGCUACUUCCAACAGUUGUAUAAUCUCCAGAUGUUUGGGUGACUCCAAUGAAUGACCUAAGUUAGUCUGUGGCUCUUCUGAAAGGUGGAACGGGGAGCCAGGAAUAAGUCGUGCCCUAUCUAGAGUUAUCACUCUCUGGUAUGCUGAGAGAAUGGAUCUGGGGGGGAGGUAAACCUUCUCAAGAAAAUGGGUACUAAGAACAAGUGCCUCUGUUUCAUAGUCAUCAAUGACAGAACAGUUUCUGCGCAGUCUAGUAAAUUGUCCCUGGGGGACAUUACAUAUCCAAGUAGGAUGAUGACCACUCGUGGGAUGUAGAAAUCCAUUAACGUCCACUUUUUUCUGAAAUGUUUUGGUAUGGACAUGGUUAUUCUCACCCCAAAGAGCAAGACCAAGGAACUCUAUUUUAACUUUAUUAAAAUUGCAUGUAAAAGUCAAUCCCCAAUCCCCAAUCAUUGGAAUUAAGGUGGGUCAUAAAAUCCUCAAUCUCAGUAAGGUCUCCAUUCCACAUGAUUAAAAUAUUGUUGAUAAAUAGACAAUAAAAAACAAGGUGAUUGUUCCACUGUAAAUUUUGUAAAACAUGCGACUCCUCCCAGAAGCCCAUAAAUAAGUUGGCAUAUGAUGGGGAAAAACUCACUCCAAUUGCUGUCCCCCUAGUUUGAAGAUAAAACACAUCAUUAAAAGUGAAAUAAUUAUGUGUGAAUAUAAAAGAUGUAAAAUCUAUAAUAGUUUGGACUUGGUUUAAAGGUUAAAGGAGAUCAGCAAAUAAAAAAUGUUCUAGAGCUAGUAAUCCUUUCUUAGUUAUUACUACAAGUAAUUGAUGUUACCUCUCUAUACUCCAACAUUAAGCAAGGUGGGUGUAGGGGCUGUAGUGGAUGCAAGGUGGGUGCAGGGGCUUUAGUGGGUGCAAGAGAAGCACAUGGGCUCCAGUGAGAGCAGGGGGGCAUAGGGGCUUGCCUAGGAGCGGGGGUGCAAAUGGACUACAGUGGAAGCAGGGGAUAGGCAUAUGGGCUGCAGUGGGUGUGAUAAACGCUCUUUUGUACUGACGUUUGCCAGAAACCCCUGGAGGAGUGUGGAAGCUGGCCUCCUGCCCACCGACUAUGGUCCAGGUCAGAGACCCUGUUCGGGAGUUACCCUGCCCAGCCGCCCUUAGCAGCUUUCCAUUGCUGCCCCUAGUUCGUAGAGUAUCCUGGGUGGGGUUUGUAUUUUAUUGUUCGGAGACCCCCUGCUGGGGUCUGUGCAUAAAAGGCAGAGUUUGGCUCAUUAAAAUCAAUUGUAUUCCCAGAACUAUGUGUCGUCUAGUUACUGGGAGAGGAAAGGGCUAUUUACUGCUCAGUAUCUGGUUCCAGCUCAUGGAAGAUUCUGCGGGAAAGUCCUUGUAUGGACUAUAGCUCCCAGGGCUGUGUGUCAUUUAGUCCCUGGGGGAAAUAGAGUUAAUCCCCUACCCUGUUCCAGGACGGAAAGGCUCCAGGAGGACCCAAGUCAAGCCACGGCGACUGGGGCAGAAGCGCUGAGGUUUUCCCCGGUUCCAGCUAGGAAACGAUCCUUGGCAGAGGUACCCAGCUGCGGUACAGGGAGCUCCGCUGCUGUGGAUUCAGGGGAGGGUUGGGUGCUGUUUUGGAUACAGGGGAGAUACGGGUGCAAAGUGGCUGUAGUGAGUGCAAGGGGGGGAUUGGGGUGUAGUAGAUGCAAGGGAUAUAGAGGUGCGGGGGGGGGGAGGCAUAAGGUAUUUAGAGAGAGCUGGACAGGCAGGGGUUAUAGUGGGGGAUAGGGACACCUAACUUAUCCUUCCCGUAACUCUGUCAGUUCCUGAGAGAUUAUGGAUCCUGGCACAGAGAGAGCAGGAUCUCUGCCAGGUCUCACUGAGAAUGCCAUUGGAGGGGUGGGGGUCACUUACACUGCGAUAGGCUGCAUGGGCCCCGGCUUGGGAGAUCUUUGAUCACUACAUCAUGGCUGAUCAGAAAGGCCUCUGACAGCCUCGGGCCCUCUGUCCAUAAUUGAUCUGCCCAAGUGGUCAGUCCACCCAGUCUGGUCUGGUCUUAGAACACCCUAUCUCUAAACAAUAAAAUAACAGCAAUUCUUUGUUUGAUUAAUCUUCCUUUUUUGCUUCUUUUCCUUCCUGAUCAUCUCUUCCCUCCAUGAAAGCUCUGCAUUGUAUACGGCACCUGGUGGCAAUUUCACUCAUUCUUUGUUUUUAACGUCAUUGCUCAAUUGAAGAUAUUCCAUUUUAGUGCAGUUUUCUGCCAUUUAAAGAGGCACUCCAGAUAUCGACACGUUAAGUGCAAUUUGUAGGUUAUAGUUUGUUUUGCUGGGUAGAUAUUUUAAUUGUCUUUAGCUCAAAAUAUUGUGUUUUUAUCCAUAAUUUAUUCCAUCCACUCUCUCUCAUUCCUAACUUGCAGCAUUUACUCAUGUUUCCAUUAUUUUUUCUCUUAUGGUGUAGAAAGAUGACUACAACUCCCAGAAUCCCUUCCUUUUCACAUGAAAAUAAUUUUUAAACACUCAUUGUGGAUAUUAAUACUGAGAUUAACAUCCAACAAUUAUUAGCUGUAAUUCUUCUAUUAGAAAGGAUGUUUAUUCAGAACAGGAGAUUGGAUCUAAAUAUCAAGUUAUUUAAACAGUGUGAAACUAUCAUGGUUUAAAGGGACACUCAGGACCCCUAAAUCACUUUAGCUUGCUGAAAAGCUUUAUGUAUGAAGAGUGUUUCAUCUUAUUUCAUUUUACCAAAAGUCCAGAUUUCAACAGAAAUUGGCACUUUUAUAAAUUCACUUUGUUACAUGCCUUUUGCUUUCAAGCAGACAACAAACAGUUCAUGUCACUUCCUGACUGAUUAGCUCAGUGGAGCUAAACUCAAGAGACAGCAAUUGCCCAGAGCAACUGCCUUGUAAAGACUUCUCAUUAAGCUGCAUUGGAAAUUCUGUGAUUAUUUUUAUAUUAAAGGGACACUAUAGUCACCAGAACAACUACAGCUUAAUGUAGUUGUUCUGAUAAAUAUAGUCAGUCACUUAUGGCCUUUUGCAGUAAACAAUGGCUUUUCAGAAAAAAUGCAGUGUUUACUUAACUGCCUAGGGACACCUCCAGUUGCCACUACUCAGAUGGUUACGAGAUGGUUACCCUCUGCAUGAAGACACUGAACUUUCCGCAUUGAUUCAUUGAAUUUCUUUGAGGAGAUACUGAUUUGCCAGGUUGGUGUUUGGCUACUCCCUCGGCCUGUCUCAUUGGCUGAGAUCAUCAGAAAUGACAAUCGUAGCCAAUACAAUGCUUUCCUAUGGGAAAGGAUUGUGAUUGUCUGGGAUCAUUACUUUGUAUGAUGUUAGCCAAGGAGGCUGAUCAAGGACAGUGCCAGCACCAGCAGACUGGAAUAAAGGUAAGAUUUUACUAUAUUUAGGGUGGCCAGGGAGGCUAGAUAGUGUUUUUAAAACUGUAGGGUCAGGGAUACAUGUUUGUAUGCCUGAGCCUAUAGUGUUCCUUUAAAAUACAUUUUACUUUGAAUUCUUAUUUUAGUGAAUAAUCCUUAUACUUUGUUUCAGUGAUUCUGUGUCUUUCAUAUCUUUUUUCUUUAAAUUUAGUUUGUGGGGGGUGAAUUUUACUCCAGAAGAAUGUUGUAAGUAAAAGUGAAUAGAGUUAGGCCCUAAUAAUGUCAUUGAUGUUAUAAGUUUUCUAAAUAAUUCAAUAAUUCAAGUUUUUUUUAAUACCAAAAUAGCUGAACUGAAAACAGAUGAUUUAGAGAUUUUUUUUCAGUUCAGUGAUUUUGGUCUUAAAUUUUAAAUUUACUUUCAACGUCCAACAAUUCUAACUAUAAUUAAUGACUCGUGAUGCUUACCUGUACAGGUAUAAAACCCCUUGAUGUGAUUUAUGUGAAAUUCUGAUGCAAUUCACUGUACUCUAUCCACCAAUCAAAAACUCCUAAAUGAUACUAAACACCGUAAGUUUGCCAAUUAAACAGAUGAAGAAAGUAACACAAAAGACAUAAGGAAAUGGUUUUAUAUAAUUGGGUUAAUUUAUUAUUAGUUUAUACUGGUGUAUUUUUAUCAAUAGCAUAUAAAAUACAUAUUGCAUGUCAAUAGACAUUGGUAUUUAUAUAGAUUAAAAGGCUAAACAUUAAUAAUGAUAAUUUAUAGGUAAUAAUAUUAAUAUAAUAUAUACAUGUAUUUAUGGCAUUUUUAAAAAUAUUUCUUGGGUGUGUACAGCAGCUCUCAGGACAGGAAAAACCCCCGGUGGAGGAAACCUGUGAGGAGCCAUGGCUGCUCUACUGCCCCUCCUCUGGGCAUACUAAUGCAUUGGGGGUCAGCUCACUAUGCUUAGCCUUGAAAUUAUGUAAUUUGGAGAUUAUUCACAAUAACUUAAAUAAAUUUAAUGUAUUUUAUCCUAUCACUAGUGGGGCUCUGCUCAUGGUGUUGCUCCUCGGUGGAAUCCGAGCCUGGGAGAGUGCGGCUCUCGCUAGUGGAACUGGGUCUGGUGUUCUGCUCCUGGGUGGAGCCAAAGUUUGGGACAGUGCGGCUCUCACUAGUGGAGAUGGACCCGAAGCUCUCCUCCUUGUUGAGCCUUGUUGAGCCCUAGCAUGCAAAGGAAUUUUCUGGAAGAUAUAUACAGCAAAAUUUGGGGACAGUUCACUAUAUUUAUCCUUUAAAAUAUGUAAUUUUGAAUUUAUUCCCAAUAAUGUCUCUAAAUUUCAUGCUCAAGUGUUUACUAAAUUAAACUUGAAUGUGCUAAAUUGAAUUAGGGGGAAUACUGGGCAUGAUAAAUAAUAAUCCUGAGCAAGUCAUAAUUCUAUACACUAUACAAAAUGUAAAUAUUUGGUAAUUUGGUCAAUACACUGUUUACUAAAAGGGAGGGUAUUCACUAUUAGGCCUAUCCAUUCACAAUUCAGUAAAUGUGGUUAGAUUCAGUAUAGAUUAUCAAUUUUCACAUUUUUAUAAUAUUUAUAUAUACUGUUGUAUACUAAUGACCAUUUUUUGUUGUUUGAGAAACAUCAAAAGAAAGAAAGGAAAAAAAAAAAGAUUUAGACCAGAUUGGCAAUUCUCAUAUUUAGUAAAAAUCUAAUCUGGUUGAAAUCCGGCAGAUAUAUUCAUUGUGUUAACUAAUUAUUUAGGGGCAGUUCACUAUGCUUAGCCUUUAAAUUAUAUAAUCUUAAAAUAAUUCACAAUAACUUACCUGAAUAUAAUGUAUUCUAUACUCUCACUAGUGGGGCUCAGCUCAUGGUGUUGUUCCUUACUGGAACCCGAGCCUGGGAGAGUGCGGCUCUCGCUAGUGGGGCUGGGCCUGGUGUUCUGCUCCUCGGUGGAGCCCAAGCUUGAGAGAGUGUGGCUCUCACUAGUGGAGCUGGGCCCUAAGCUCUCCUCCUUGUUGAGCCCUAGCCUGCAGAGGAAUUAUCUGGCAGAUAUAUUUAAAGUGCCUUAACUACUAAAUUGAGGACAGUUCAGUAUGUUUAGCCUUUAAAUUAUGUAACUUGGAAAUUAUUCCCAAUAACGUCUCUAAUUUUAAUGUUCAAGUGUUUACUAAAUUAAACUUGAAUGUGCUAAAUUGAAUUAGGGGGACUAGUGGGCAUGAUAAAUAAUAUUCCUGAACAAGUCAUAAUUCUAUACACUAUAGAAAUUUAAAUAUUUGGUAAUUUGGUCAAUCCAGUGUUUACAAAAAGGAAGCAUAUUCACUAUUAUAAAGGCUAUCUUUCCUGCCUUAAUAUGCCCUCCCCCAUUUGUGCUGAUGCCGAGAGACGGGCAGAACAUUUUCACGCCGAUCUCCCGGCUUCGGCAUACAUUUCUCACAAUGCCCGGUUUCAAUCACGUGAUCGCGGGAGGUCGCGAUCACGUGUCCUUUAAAUAUUUUAUCGUUAAUAACGCUCGUUUUAUUAUUUAAAGUACAUAGAUACCUUUAGACUCCACCCAAAUAUGCCCCUAUAUCCUAAAUUUAGACUUUUGAAUAUGUGUUGGUCGCGAUCACAUGCUCCUCAAUUAUAUCAUAUUUACAUGUGCAUUAUAAUGUUAAUAAGGCUCGUUUUAUUAUGUUAAGCAUAGAGACAUUCUUAGAUUUUAUUACAAAAUGUUCCUAUAUCUUAAAUUUUGAGUUUUGAAAAUGUUCUAAAUUAUGCAUAUUUUAUGAGUGACUUCAUUUUGGCGCCAAAAUUCGAAUCCCUAUCUGUCUUUCUUAGUUUAUAAAAUCAUUUACUGUACCAGGUUUUUCUCUCUUUUUAAUGCCAUUUGAUAAAGCCCUGUGUGGUGAAACGUGUUUUGGCUGUUAUUAGUUUGUUUUAUAUACUGAUAUAUUAUAUUUUAAUAAAGGAAUAUUGGCUUUUAUUUAUGCCUAUAUAUACUUUUAAUUCUUUUUUUAAUUUGAAUUACCUGGUCACCGAUUUGGAUUGAAGUACGCUACUUUCCAAGAAUCCAAGGUGGGGAUUGUACCACCUGCGCCACUAUAUUGAGCAGUAGUUCCUGCUCAUAUACAUGUGAGUAUUUUACCAUUUUAUUUGUUUUUUAAAAUAAUUCAGUGAGCACUAUAUACGUCUCCCAUCUCUCCACAUAUCGAGGAAUUACUCAGGACUUCAUCACCUAUAUCCGACCAGUGGGGGAUUGACGCCACUGAACGCUAAGAAUACUUGAGCAAAGUUUUUUUUGCUCAUGCUAAGGUGAGUUUUUUACCUACUCACAGACUUAUAUCUGAAAAUUUGUCGACAUCCUACACUAUUGGAGUUCUUCUUAUCUCUUUUAUGUACCCACAUAUCGACAAGCGAAUCAAGACAUCUCCAACAUAAGAAGCUUCAGACAUUCAUUUGGACUUUAUAUUCACCCAAGAAAUAUACAGGUUUUUCUACUAUUUGGGACUUUUUAUUAUAUUUAUUCAUUCAAUUCAUAUCACCUCUCUGUCCCUUCAGCGCGACCUAUAUACCCAUUUUUGUCUAUCUUAUUCCUUGUGAGGCUUGUUGAGGGACCUCAUUUCUAUAGGUUGCAGCUUUUAUACUUAUUUUAGUUUCUUUUAGAUUAUUUAGCGCUGAACCGUUAUCCAUUUGUUAGAUAUAUACAGUGUGUUAACUCAUAAUUUGGGGACAGUUCACUAUGUUUGGCCUUUAAAUUAUGUAAUUUGGAAAUUAUUCCAAACAACGUCUCUAAAUUUAAUGUUCAAGUGUUUACUAAUUUAAACUUGAAUGUGCAAAAUUGAAUUAGGGGGAAUUUUGUGCAUGAUAAAUAUUAACCCUGAACAAGUCAUAAUUCAAUGCACUAUAGAAAUUUAAAUAUUUGGUAAUUUGGUCAAUACACUCUUUACUAAUAAUUUGGGGGCAGUUAACUAUGUUUAGCCUUUAAAUUAUAUAAUCUUAAAAUUAUUCACAAUAACUUACCUGAAUUUAAUGUAUUCUAUCCUCUCACUCGGGGAGCUCAGCUCAUGGUGUUUCUCCUUGCUGGAACCCAAGCCUGGGAGAGUGCGGCUCUCGCUAGUGGGGCUGGGCCUGGUGUUCUGCUCCUCGGUGGAGCCCAAGCUUGGGAGAGUGCGGCUCUUGGAAGAGUGUGGAGCUGGGCCCGAAGCUCUCCUCCUUGUUGAGCCCUAGCCUGCAGAGGAAUUAUCUGGCAGAUAUAUACAGUGUGCUAACUAAUAAUUUGGGGACAGUUCACUAUGUUUAGCCUUUAAAUGAUGUAACUUGGCAAUGAUUCCAAAUACCCACUAAAUUUAAUGCUCUAGAGUUUACUAAAUUAAUCUUGAAUGUGCUAAGGUGAACUUGGGGAAUACUGUGCAUGAUAAAAAAAUAAUCCCGAACAUGUAAUAAUUCUAUACACUAUAGAAAUGUAAAUAUUUGGUAAUUUGGUCAAUACACUGUUUAGACAAAGACAGGAGUAUUCACUAUUAUGCCUAUCCAUUCACAAUUCAGUAAAUGUGGUUAGAUUCAGAACAGAUGGUCAAUUCUCAUAUUUCGUAAAAAUCUAAUCUGGUUGAAAUCUGGCAGAUAUAUUCAGUGUGUUAACUAAUAAAUUGGGGGCAGUUCACUAUGCUUAGCCUUUAAAUUAUAUAAUCUUAAAAUUAUUCACAAUAACUUACCUGAAUUUAAUGUAUUCUAUCCUCUCACUAGUGGGGCUCAGCUCAUGGUGUUGCUCCUUGCAGGAACCCGAGCCUGGGAGAGUGCGGCUCUCGCUAGUGUGGCUGGGCCUGGUGUUCUGCUCCUCGGUGGAGCCCAAACUUGGGAGAGUGCGGCUCUCACUAGUGGAGCUGGGCCCGAAGCUCUCCUCCUUCUGGAGCCCUAGCCUGCAGAGGAAUUAUCUGGCAGAUAUAUACAGUGCCUUAACUAAUAAUUUGGGGACAGUUCACUAUGUUUAGCCUUUGAAUGAUAUAACUUGAAAAUUAUUCCCAAUAACUUCACUGUAUUUAAUGUUCAAGUGUUUACUAAAUUAAAUUUGAAUGUGCUAAGUUGAAUUUGGGUAAUACUGUGCUUGAUAAAUAAUCAUCCUGAACAUGUAGAAAUUCUAUACAGUAUAGAAAUGUAAAUAUUUGGUAAUUUGGUCAAUACACUGUUUACAAAAAGGAAGCAUAUUCACUAUUAUGCCUAUCCAUUCACAAUACAGUAAAGAUUAUUAGAUUCAGACCAGAUUGGCAAUUAUCAUUUUUAGUAAAAUCAAAUCUGGUUGAAAUCCGGCAGAAAUAUUCAAUGUGUUAGCUAUUAAUUUGGUGGCAGUUCUCUAUGCUUAGCCUUUAAAUUAUAUAAUCUUAAAAUUAUUCGCAAUAACUUACCACAAUUUAAUGUAUUCUGUCCUCUCACUAGUGGGGCUUUAACCAGGGUGUGGCUCCUCAGUGGAACCCGAGCCUGGCAGAGUGUGACUCUCACUAGUGGAGCUGGGCCCAAAGCACUCCUCCUUGGUAUGGUCUAGCUUGCAGAGUACAGCUCUCAAGGGUGCGGCUUUACCUGGGGCCACUCUGACGCUGACCUUCUCCUAUCCACUUCUCGUAACUAUUCUGCUAACUCACACUUGUAGGAUUUCUUUGAUGGGGGAACGCAAACUCAGUCUAUGCACAAGUCUCCGAUCCUUUAAGAAGUCCCUUAAAACCCACCUCUUGAGAUUAGCCUAAGGACUCCCAGGGUAACUACCAUUCCUCAAAUCUAUAUCUUAGUCUCUAUACCCUCUAAUAAUUUAAUUCAAUCCAGAUAAGGCCCUAGGUAACAAACCAGAGAAUGUGGUUCAGGUCACUCACCUUUAGCCGUCGCUCGAUUCUCUGAAUAACCUGGAAACAGAAACUACUUACAUUUCUAUCAUGAAAUGCCAGAAAAUGAGGAAUCACCAUGGUAACCACGCCUUCAGAUUCAAUGCUCUUAAUGUCUUCUCUGAUACGAUCCUUCACUUUCCGCUCAGUUUCCCCUACAUGUUGCAGGUUACAUACAGGGCACGUGAUUAAAUAAACCACAUUUCCGAAAUCUGAAAUAAAACUGAUAGAAAGUAACUAAUUAUAUCUAAAGGGAAUUCAGGAAACAAAUCAACAUUAAUAGUCAGUGUUAUUGUAUCCCAGCUCUAAGCUAAGCAGAAGCAGACGAACCACAAUGGCUUCUUUGGGUUAACCACAGACUGUCCACUUCCUCCUUCAAGGUUUAACAUACAUAAUAUUAACCCUUACAAUCAUCAUACACACACAGACCAGUUGAAUUUUUCUUUUACUUCUGAACUUUACAAAUCUUCCCAUCCCACCCAGUUAUAUAACACAGUAACUAAUAUGGCUUAUAAAGGUCACAUGUUUUCAAAUUACAUUAAAAAAGACAUUACAGCUUGUCUUACAUUCCCUAAGAAUAUAAUUGGAAAUUCCUGAAUGGAUGGAUAAAUAUUCUAGAUUUAUUAUAGUCUAUAAAAUAUUGGUCUGUACCAUUCCUUUAUAGUUUAUUAGAUCAUCACUAAGCCCUUAAUGCAAUUAAAGUGUGGAAAAUAAUGAUGAAAUAGAGUCUGUGAAUGGAUGUACAAUAUGGGCAAUUGUGUAUGAAAUCUCUUAUGUUUCUAAACUGACCAAUCUCUGUAAAGAUUUUAUGUUAACCUUACCUGCAAUGCAUUCAGCUAACUGAUAUAAUUCUGGAAAAUAGCACUUGGAUAAUGCAGCAGCCACUGUCCCCUCACAAGAUGCUCAGUCUCUCUGAGUAUCGGUCACUGUGACAUUCAUUGUUCCAUCAGAUGAUAUCACAGUGUUUUAUGAUGUCACUGCACCUGACCAUAUAUGGAGAUAUAAACCUUUCAGUAAUGGAGAAACUAUGACCUCAUCCCAGUUUCAGCUGCAGGAAGACAAAUGUAAGGGUUAUCUGAGAUCUCCAAUGGUAGAUGUAAUUUAAAAUAGCAUCCACUUUGGUGAUUUCAAAUUAAAUAAAGCAGAACAAAUCACAAAAUUUUUUUUUGAUCUAUUGCUUGUCAUAACAAUAGCAAAUUAGGCACUUAUCUACUAAGCAAACAAAAUAAAAUUAUGAAAAUAGUUAUUUUCUCUUAAAAAUUAGAUUGCCUCAGGGUGAACAAGCAACGGUCAGCCUUUACGAGUAGAGCGCUUUAUACAAAACCCAAUAGUCACUUACCUCUAUAUUGGGGGUGUUCCAUAUUAUAUAGCUUAACUGGAGAGCAUAAAAGGAGCGUAAAAAGAUAGAAAAUAAACAAGAAAAAGAAUAUGGUGUGUAUCGUUAAGCCCUCUUGUGACUGAAAAAAGAGUAUUGGUCACACUCACAUGGAAUUGAGCAGAUAAGAUAGGCUCAAACCAUACAGCAGUUGUGUACUCUAAUGACACAAUUUCCCUUUCCAAAUAUUUCGGUGAAUAUUUGUCUUUUCUAUUUUUAGGCUCUGACCCUCAUUUGUUUGGUUUAUUUCUGCUAUUUGCUCUGGGUUAUAACCCAUUUUAGCAUCAGAGAAGGGUUUUCAUAUAAAUGGAGCUAUUCUAUCUUUAUUCUAUUUUAUUUAUACACCUACUGAUUUGAAUAUAUCACAAAAUGGAGAAAUAAAGUAAACAGAGUGCAGGUCAGGAGUCCAGAUACAAGUCAAAGGCUCAUGAGCUGCACCACUGUAACCACCUAAUAAUGAGCUCCAAUGAGGGGGGUAACCCUCCAAAAUAUGUAGGUAAUAGGAGUAGGUGAUGUGUAGAGUCCCACAAGGGGAAACCAACAUCAAGGAGAGCUCCACUGUAUAAGAAACGAGGAAGGGAGGCCCUGCCUUUAAUAAAUCUAAGGAUAAAAAGGGAUAUUCAAACAAAAAGUAUAACUUGAAAAAAGGGAGAUCUACUAAACAGUGCCCAGUGGAUCAAUUGGAGUACUAGCUAGCAUCUAAGCGUUAGAUCCACUCUUCAGAAAACACUUAAUGCCCCACCAGCAUACAUAGAUUUUAUUUCUGAUAUCCUUAAAUUUAUCUUAACAAAGAAUGUCUUUUUAUUUAAUGGUAAAGUAUACCAACAAGUUAGGGGUAUUGCCAUGGGGACUUCAUGCACAUCCUCCUAUGCCAACAUAUACUUGGGCACCUGGGAGACACACAUUGAAACGGACCAGACUUUAUCGAUCUAUCGUGAUAAAAUGUAAUUUUGGAAAAGAUACAUCGAUGAUGUCUUUGUUAUUUGGCUGGGAUCUUCAGAUGAGUUCAUGACGUUUGUAACUCUCUUAAACACUAAUGAAUUCAACUUAAAAUUCACAAUCAAAGUGGGGUGCAGGAAUCUUAACUUCCUAGACCUUACUGUUUCCAUACAAACAAGUGGAUACAUUUCAACCACCCUGUACCGAAAACAAACAGCCUGUAAUGGCCUUCUAAAUUGGACUAGCCUCCACCCACCAAAACUGAAGGCCGCAAUCCCUGUCGGCCAAUAUCUGCGCUUACGUAGAAAUUGCUCUUCCCUGGAUGACUUUAAAAUCAAGUUCUGGGAUCUCCGGAAAUCUUUUAGGGAAAAAGGUUACCCUAAUUGGGUUCUAAAAAGGGCUUAUGCCAGAGCAAUUAAUUCCGACAGAGAUACCCUACUCAGCGAUCACAUAAGGGACACAGGACUUUCCACGAUUCGAUGCAUAGCAUCGUAUGAUGCAGGCUGGUCUAACAUGAUGAAUAUGCUUAAAAGAUUUUGGCCAAUACUCACUUCGGAUCCCCAUAUUAAGAAGGUUAUAACACCAUUCCCCUCAGUGACAGCAGGCAGGGGCAGAAUUCUGAAAGACAUGCUAGUCCCUAGCUAUUAGGCCCCCCUUAAAUAAACCCCUCAAACAAUAUCUACCCAGGGGUACAUACAAGUGUGGCCACUGUAGUGCAUGUCCCCAUAUUGCUAAACAGACCAAGUUUUUCACAGACAGCAUUGAAAGUGAAGAAUUUUUAGCAAAAUCUUUCUUUAACUGCCAUACCGAAGGGCUAGUAUACCUCCUGUUAUGUUCAUGUGGUUUGAAGUACGUAGGCAAAACGUUUCGCCCCUUCAAGAUUCGCAUAAGAGAACACGUUAAUUCCGUAAGGAGACCAUUAGAGACACCAAUUUCACGACAUCUAAAAACUCACCAUUCUAAUUCUGCUACUAAAAUUAGAUUCAUGGGUAUUGAAUCAGUCCAACAACCUCCACGUAAAGGAAAUUGGGACCGAAAACUACGGCAGAGAGAAUCGUAUUGGAUUUACAAACUAAAAACGUUAUCCCCAGCAGGGUUAAAUGCAGGGCCGUCUUUAACGCGGGGCAAACGGGGCAGCUGCCCCGGGCCCAGUUGCUCCUGAGGGGCCCCAGAGCAGCUGCCUCAUGGGCCCCGCGAUUUGAGCAGCUCCCAUGGACCUGGCGGGGCGGCUGCACAGAGCCACACCAGCCGCACACUAAGGAGGCCCCCGGGUGACCCAUGCACUAAGGGCCACCCGGUGGGCCUGGGUCAGCAGGGGCCCGGUCGGGUGCUGUGACACAAACAGCGCGACCGGGCCCCUUCCUGUUCGGCAGCCGGCUGGGAGGAAGUGAGUGCCUCGCGUCACUUCCUCCCACCGGAGAUCACAACUGCGCGGAAGGAGAAAGGCAGGGAGGAGGGGAGUUCCAGAGGAGAACUCCCAUCUGCCUCAGCCUGCCACUGGACCCAAGGGAAACCACCCUCCAGAAAUAUGUGUGUGUGUAUGUCUAUGUCUGUCUGUGUGUGUGUGUCAGUAUGUCUGUGUGUGUGUGUCAGUAUGUGUGUAUGUAUGUCUGAGUGUUAGUAUGUCUCUGUGUGUCUAUGUCUGUCUGUGUGUGUGUGUGUGUGUGUGUGUGUAUGUCAGUAUGUGUGUAUGUAUGUUUGUGAGUGUCAGUAUGUCUAUGUGUGUCUAUUUCUGUCUGUGUGUGUGUGUGUGUAUGUCAGUAUGUGUGUAUAUAUGUCUGAGUGUCAGUAUGUCUCUGUGUGUCUAUGUCUGUCUGUGUGUGUGUGUAUGUCAGUAUGUGUGUAUGUAUGUCUGUGAGUGUCAGUAUGUCUCUGUGUGUCUAUGUCUGUCUGUGUGUGUGUAUGUCAGUAUGUGUGUAUGUAUGUCUGUGAGUGUCAGUAUGUCUCUGUGUGUCUAUGUCUGUCUGUGUGUGUGUGUAUGUCAGUAUGUCUGUGUGUCACUAAGUCUGUGUGUGUGUCUAUGUCUGUCUGUGUGUGUAUGUGUGUGUGUAUGUCUCUAUGUGUGUGUGUGUGUGUAUGUCAGUAUGUCUGUGUAUGUAUGUGUAUGUCUGUGUGUAUGUCAGUAUGUCUGUGUGUAUGUCUGUGUGUCUGUAUAUGUCAGUAUGCCUGUGUGUGUGUUUGUCAGUAUGUCUGUGUGUGUGUCAGUAUGUCUGUGUGUGUGUCAGUAUGUCUGUGUGUGUCAGUAUGUCUGCCUGUGUGUGUGUGUGUCAGUAUGUCUGUCUGUCUGUGUGUCAGUAUGUCUGUGUGUUUGUCAGUAUGUCUGCCUGUGUGUCUGUGUCAGAAUGACUGUGUGUGUGUGUCAAUAGGUCUGUCAGUGUAUGCGUCUGUGUGUGUCAGUAUAUUUGUCAGUUUAUGUCUGUGUAUUCAUGAAUGUGUGUCUGUGUGUGUGUCAGUAUGUCUGAAUGUGUGUCAAUAUGUCUGCCAGUAUAUAUUUGUGUGUCAGUGUAUGUGUAUGUCAGUAUGUAUCUGAGAAUGUUUUAAUAUGUCUGUCUGUGUGCGUAUGUGUCAGUAUGUCUGUCAGUGUGAUUGCGGGUUGGGUGUAAUUAAGGGGUUGGGGGGGAAGGAGCAGGGCCCAGGGGCCCAAGAAAAUGCAUUGCCCAGGGUCCUAAUCAUAUUAUAGACGGCCCUGGUUAAAUGAGGUAUUCUCUUUUUUAGCUUUUUUGUAAUACUCUCUCUAUUGAGGGGACUUAACCAACACUGAGGAACUCUUCCUUUCUAAGCUCCCUACCAUACUAUUUGUAAAUUUGUAGAUAUGUAAAUAUGACACUUUUUAAUAUGAACAUUAACGGCCACUUUAUUUUCACCGUGUUCAUUUUGCCUUUCGAGCCAAGAUACUGUCUGUCUUAUUUUAUACAUCCUGAUGGGGGUUUACUUCCCCUGAUUGGAUGUUUAUUUCUAUAUGUUUAUAGGCAUUAUUCAAUCCAUAAGACAGGUCCCUUUACUGUACAUUUAAUGUACCCUGACCUGACUGGCAUAUGUGAGAUCUUGUGUGGCAAUUUUUUGACUGUACAAUUAAUGAGACAGCCUAUGCAAUAGAUGCCCAUACCGGAUGGGACUCAGUGCAGCUCUCACAAUGUUGUGAACACUGCCAAGAUGCUAUUCCCCGCACACUCCCAGUCAGUUCCACUCCAUAAUACAGUGGAUGUUCCGGUCACACUAUGAGGUGCGCUUUGGGAAUACUUUAAGCCAACCUCACAUAUUCAGCCAUCACGUCCAAGUUACGCCCCGUCUGGCUCCACUCUAUAGGUCAGGACAGGGGUUAAGGCGUUAAAAGGAUAAUAAUAGCAACAUGUAUUUAUGUGGCACCUUUCUCCUAGUGGGACUCAGGACGUUCUUCAGCUCUCGGAGCUUACCAGGUCAGCAGCUGACUAGUAGUAUAUGUUAAUGUUGCCCCAUUGAUGGAGAUUGUUUUGCCAACCUCGGACGGAUGGGGUGUUGGUUGGCUCUGCCGGGAUUUGUACCUGCAGCCUUGCCUUUUUUAGCAGGCUUUGUGGUCAGGGAUUUUGCCAGCUAAGCUAUGUCAUUGGCAGGGUGUGUUGUCACUGUCAAUGUUUUUGAGAUGUAGAAUAUGUGACGACAUGCCACACCCCCGGUAGACUGCAGAAUAGAGUUUAGAUACUCUGCCCCUCAGGAACUCCCACAUUGAACAGCUGAUGGCCAUGUGUCAUCAGCAAUAGGUAUUUAAAUGGAACAACAAGCUACUCAUGUUCACAGGCUCCUGACAAUGGUGUUUUGCACAUGCCGAAACGUGUGUUGAGCAUUUUAUUUUUCUUUGAUCUCUGCACUUGGUAGCACUUUUUUAUUUUUGUUAACACUAUGGUUAUUGAUUUUUAGGUGUUUAUUUAUUUAGAACUUUAGUAGGGAGAGUUGGUUCAGGUAGACACUAGUGGUUAGACCACGGUGUCAAGGUAACUUUUAGGGUGAAUUGAGAGAUUUUUUUUUGUGUGAGGCUUUUCAUCUGCGUUUAGACCUGAUUACCCGGUCCCUUGUUCUCUGGGGAUCCUGUGCCUCUUCUCUCUCCCUAACCUCGUUUACACUAACUUCCUGUCAGUCAACCAGUAGGGGAACUGGAAUUUAGAUGCUAGCUAGUACUCCAGCCAAUUGAUCCCCUGGGCACCGUUUAGUAGAUCUCCCUUUUUUUUAUUUAAAAAAAUACUCAGUGCAUCCCCACUUAUAUACACAAUAUAUAGAUGCACCCCACUCUCCAAUUAUGUUGAUUUGUAAUAAAUUGCUUUUCUUCUUUACUUUAUAGUUUGAUGUUCUGAUCUCACAGGUAUAAUUUCCCAAGUCCUCCAGCUGAGCUGACUGAACCUGGUACUUAUUGGAUGAACUGAACCCCUGCACCAUCUCUUCAUUUCUGUACAAAGCAAAGAGCAGGUUUGUGGGAUAUCAAGGAAUUGUCACAUGCCAGGGUCAUCUCCGCGCCUUCUGUCAUCUUCUGCAAGCUCGCUUUAAUUUUGCACAUAUGAUGUCAUAUUGCGGCUCUGGCAUCAAUAAGCGGCGCGCAAGGGAGCUGGGCAGAGAGCGCUCGGGGAGAGUGCUCCCUCGCGUACCUGCAGGACUGGCCACCAUGCAGCCCCACUGGACCCCAGGGAAUCCCCUCAGCACUCCCAAAGGUAGGGAGGCUGGGGGAUUACAUUUAAAAAAAAAAUGUGCUAGUGUGUAUGUGUGUUAGCAUGUGUGUGUGUGUUAGUUUUUGUAUUAGUGUGUGUUACUGUGUGUCUGCUAGUGAGUGUGUUAGUUUUUGUGUGUGUGUCAGUGAAUGUGUUACUGUGUGUGUCUGUUACUGAGUGUGUUAGUUUGUGUGCCUGUUAGUGAGAGUGUAUGUUUUGUAAGUGAGUGUGUAUGUAUGUCUGUCACUAAAUGUGUGUCUGUUAGCUAGUGUGUAUGCGUCUGUUCGUGAGAGCAUGUGUGUGUGUUUAAAACCCCUUCAGCACUUACCUUUCUCCAGUGCUGGACUCCCUUGGCACUGGGGAUCCCUCCGCCCUGAUCCACCUCUCAGCUCCGAAUGCGCAUGCGCGGCAAGAGCCAAGCGCGCAUUCAAACCGCCCAUAGGAAAGCAUUACUCAAUGCUUUCCUAUGGACGUCCAGCGUCUUCUCACUGUGAUUUUCACAGAGAGAAUCGCAGAAACACUAGAGGCUGGAUUAACCCUCAGUGAAACCUUUCAGCUGCAAGGUUAAAACUAGAGGGACCUGGCACCCAGACCACUUUAUUGAGCUGAUGUGAUCUGGUUGUCUGUAGUGGUCCUUUAAGUGUAUGUGUAUCUGCAUGCACUGACAUACAUAAUGCAGUCGUAGGGGUCGGGGGGGGGGGGCACAAAUUAAUUUUCGCACCGGGGCCCCAUGGGUCGUGUUUACGCCACUGUCGUAAACAUGAGCAUUGUAACGGACCGUUUUUGCCCACAAGAGGUUAAAAACUGUUUAGGCGAUAUUCCCCUUUUUCAGAUGUACAGACAGCUACUACAAGCACCAAUCUUCGGAACUGCAAACCCACGAAUUCACCAACUCCCGAACUGCAACCAAGGGAAUACUCGAAACUCCCGAACUGCAUACCAAGUAGCACUCCAAACUCCCGAACUGGAGACACACGAAUAGCUGUUAGCAGACGAACAAGAAAAGCACCCAAGCAGCUUACACUCCUGGCAAUCAGUCUCUAACAGCAUACAGUAAAUCCCCCCAAAACGACACUUCGUUUUGAGGUUCAAGCAGAAUCUGGUUUACUGGGGCUAACUGCCCAGCUUUUAUGCAGGUCUCCCACCUGGUGGACACUCCUCUAGGGGACCAGAUGGGAAACUGGGAAACAUAUUGGACAUUAACCAAUCACAAGCUUACAAUCCCACAAUGCAUCACAAUCCCUCCUCUCUGUCCUGGAGAUAAUUGGGAAGUAAUCCAAUUAUCUCCAAGGACAGAGGGAAAACUCCAUUAACCGCAUGGCAGUAAAAAGACAGUAAAAGACAUAAAAUUAUAUACAGUUACAUUUAUAACAUAUACAUUCUACAUAUCCCCAGAUAGCUUAGAUCUGAGCGCACAUUACUACCGAAUGGCGCUCAGAUCACAUACAUACAGUUCAAUCGCCAUGGAGCCAAAGUCUUUCACAUAGUCUUUCGUUACACUAAUAGGCUCCAUGGCUUAGCUAUCUGGGGUGAUGCUGUUCAUCCGGUUAAACUACUGAAUGAACCGUCAUUCGGUUCCGCUACCGAAUGGAGAGGUAAGGAGGCUGGCGGCUCAGCGGUGUUCGCGCCAAUAAGUAUCCCUUUUCAGUUCCAUAGUUUGGGCGCUGAACACCGCUGGCCGUUCGGGAGGUAAAAUGGCCGCUGCCACGUGUUCGGCAACCUUACAAAGGCCACCCAGCGUUCAUCAAUUAAGCUGCGGUUAACCGCAGCUUCUGGGCGGUCAAUUGACGUCACACUCCAGUUCCUAGGUGGUCCAUCGUUCGGUAGAUUGAAUCUGCCGAACACCCUGGCAGAAAGGCACGAAUAAACUUUUCAGCAGGGAAAAUAACAGGUCUGAACUGCAGGGCCAUAGUCUAAAGGGAGCAGGCGAGCAACCAAGCUUCUCCAGUGCAUAGUGGCGAGGUUGGUUCCGCCACAAGCAUGUUAGUUAAAUACUCAUCCAAGGCAGCCCAUGUGCAGAGACCCGCUAAAGAGCCAAUAAGCCCCAAAUAGUCUUUUUAAAUGGCAAUACACCCCAGGGCCAUAGUCAUGAGGAAGGAGGCUGGCAAUCAGGCUCCUCCAAAAGCCGGGGGGCAAAGGGCAGCUUGUCACCUAACAAUCCAGGGACAAAGGCAUUUCGUCACACAGUGUAUAUAUCACAGCUUGAUGUGAGUUUAUGGCAGUUUAUACCACAGUUUACUGAGAUUUUUAAAUGGCAGUAUACAUCUCAGAACACUCUGAGUUACAUGUAUAUAUGAGACUCGGUUAUGUAGGCUCUGUACAGGGUGUAUACAGAGCUAAUUUUGCUAGUUAGUGUUAGGAUUGAUGUGUGUUACAAACUGCCAUUUGUAACUGUUAUUUUAUUUGACAAAUUGCCCUGCUUCCCUGUGUUAUGGAGAAGCCUAAUUGCCAGCCUUCUGCCCCAUGACUAUGGACCUAGUGUGUAUGGCGAUUUGACUGUAUUUGUGGGAUCUGAGCGCUGUUUGGAUAUAUUGAGCGCUCAGAUCCAAGCCAUCUGGGGAUAGGUUGAAUGUGGGGGUUCUGUUCAGUUCAAUAGGAGUUAUGUAUUUUUGGGUCUUUUUGUGUCUUUUGCUAACAUGUAGUUAAUGGAGUCUGCCUCUAUCCCUGGAUAAUUGGAUUACUUUCCCCAUUGUCCAGGAUAGAGGCCUCUGUAAAACUGGUUUGUGCCAGAAAACCAUGCUGCCAGCCAGGCCCCAAAAGACACUUUUGCUAACUUUUGAACCCCUUGUCUGAUUUGUGCCAUUUUUUAAUAUAUUGCUCCCCUUAAUGGAUUGAUUCCAAAUAUGUAAUUUUUAUGAAGAUUGGAUGUGUAGUUUGGAAGUUAUAGUACAUGUAUAAAAACUGUAUUUUUACUGUUCUGUUUUAAUUAUGUUAUGUGAUUAUCUGAGGGAUGGGAAUUUCCCCGAAUGUAUAUUGUUCCGAUUGGUUAUACUGCUAAUUAUGUGGGUGUCUCCCUUGCAUGGGCAGAAUCUCAUAAAAGCAGAGUGUGUGCCAUUAAACAUCAGAUCUUCUUGACCCUCAAUACGUAGCCUUGUCUCGUUAUUGGAGGGAACUGCUAUAUCACACUGGGGAUUGCUAUGCUCUGCAUAUUCCCCUGAGCUUUUAAUCACUUAGCUCUUUUAAGAGCUGUUCCUGUUACGCUCUCCUGGAGGAGAGGUCUUCCCCACACGGUCCUGGAGGACAGAAGCUGAUCCAGGGUGGAAGGAAGACGGCGAGACUCCAGUUAAGCUACGGCGGUUGUGGAGUCUGCGGUGGUUGUGGUGUCUGCUGCAGUGUUUGGAGUCCUCAGGAAGCGCUAGGAGCAUCCAUCAACGGAGGGUACUCGGUCGGAGUACAGGGAGCUCCGUUACAAUGUGCUUUACAGUAUAUACAUUCUGGUCACCAUCGUCCACUUUGGCACCUUUGGCACCUUCGCCCACUUUGGCACCUUCGGCACCUUCGCCCACUUUGGCACCUUCGCCCACUUUGGCACCUUCGGCACUUGGGCACCUUCUGCACCUUUAGCACCAUUGGCACUUUGGCACUUGGGCACCUUUGGGCACCUUUGGCACCUUGGCACCAUCAGCACUUUUUGGCACCAUAGGCACCUUCGGUAAUUUGGCACCUUCGGCACCUUGGCACCAUCAGCACUUUUUUGCACCAUAGGCACCUUCGGUAAUUCGGCACCUUCAGCACCUUUGGCCCCUUCAACACUUUGGCACCUUCUGCCACUUCAACACUUUGGCACCUUUGGCCCCUUCUGCACUUCGGCACAAUCAGCACUUUGGUACCUUCGGCACUUUGGCACCAUCGGCACUUUUUGGCACCUUUGGCACCUUCACCCACUUUGGCACCAUCAACACUUUGGAUCCCUUCGGAACUUUGGCACCUUCGCCCACUUUGGCACCCACUUCCAUAUGCAGGUUGAGAUUACCUAACUCACACCCACUCUUUGUGUACCACACAGAUAUUAUAUUAAUAAGCAUUUGAAGAUUUAUUGUGUAUGUAUAGCACGGUUGUCUAGUGGUGUAUACAUAAACAGUGAAAACAGAGUCUUCCUAUAGGGUUUACAAUACUGACAGUCUGGGUCAUAGGUGUAAUGCAGACAUACGGUUAGGUACUUUUCCAUUGUCAGAAUACAUUGAAAACACUAAUAUAUUGCAAAUAUUAAAAUCAUAUUGCAGCUUUUUCCUAUACCUGCAAGAAUAUGGUUGUCAAAAGUCUAACCACAAAAACUACAUUGGACACCUUCGGCACAUUCGGCACUUUUGCACCUUCGCACCUUCGCCCACUUUGGCACCUUUGGCACCAAAGUGCCAAAGUGGACGAAGGUGCCGAAGGUGAUAAAGAGGGCGAAGGUGCCAAAGUGGCCAAAGGUGCCAAAGUGGCUAAAGUGCUGAAGGUGCCAAAGUGCUGAAGGUGCUGAAGGAGCCCAAGUGCCAAAGUGGACGAAGGUGCCAAAGGUGCCAAAGAGGGCGAAGGUGCCAAAGUGGGCGAAGGUCCCAAAGUGCCAAAGUGUCGAUGGUGCCGAAGGUGCCAAAGGUGGUGAAGUUGUCGAAGGUGCCAAAGUGGGCGAAGGAGCCGAAGGUGCCAAAGUGCCGAAUGUGCCAAAGUGGGCGAAGGUGCCGAAGGUGCCACAUGUGCCAAAGGUGCCAAAGUGGCCAAAGCUGCUGAAGUCCCAAAGGUGCCAACGGUACCAAUGGUGCCAAAGGUUCCCAAGUGCCAAAGGUGCCGAUGGUGCCAAAGUGCCGAUGGUGCCAUAGUGCUGAAGAUGCCAAAUUGCCGAAGUGCCAAAUUGGGCGAAGGUGCCAAAGUGCCAAAAUGCCGAAGGUGCCAAAGUGGGCAAAGUUGCAGAAGGUGCCAAAGUGCCGAUGUUGCCAAAGGUGCCCAAGGUGCUCAAGGUGACAAAGGUGCCAAAGUGGGCAAAGGUGCCAAGGUGCCAAAGUGCCGAUGGUGCCAAAGUGCCGAAAUGCCAAAGGUUGGGCAAAGGUGCCGAAGUGCCGUGCCAUGGUGCCGAAGAAAGUGCCAAAAGCCAAAGUGCCGAAGUGCCAAAUUGGGCGAAGGUGCCAAAGUGCCCAAAGUGCCGAAGGUGCCAAAGUGGGCGAAGUUCCCGAAGGUGCCAAAGUACCGAAAGGUGUGCCAAAGGUGCCAAAGUGUGCCAAGUGUGCCAAAGGUGCCAGUGCCGAUGGUGCCAAAGUGCUGAAGAUGCCAAAGUGCUGAAGAUGUCAAAGGUGCCCACGUUCCAAAGUGGGCCGAAGGUGCAAAGGUGCCAAAGUACCGAAGGUGCCAAAAGUGUGCAAAAAAUGUGGGCGAAGGUGCCAAAGUUGUGCCGAAGGUGCCAAAGUGCCGAAAAGGUGCCAAAGGUGCCAAAGUGCCAAAGUGGGCCAAAGAAGGUGCCAAAGGUGCAAGGUGCCAAAGUGGGCGAAGAUGCCAAAGUUGCCGAAGUGCCAAAUUGGCCAAGGUGCCGAAGGUGGAUAUGCCAAUAUCCCGAAGGUGCCAAAGUGGGCGAAGGUGCAAAGGUGCUGCUAUGUAGAUAUGAAUAUCCAUUUCACUCUCUAUCCUACCUGUUCAUAUAAGGGUUAAUGUGAACCAAGAAUAAAUUUGGAAUUGUAUCUUCAAUUCUGGGAAGAAUUUAUCUAAUAUCAUUUACGAGAAUGACCAUACUGAUUUUCGAAAUGUUCUUGUUAAUUGUCCAAGAUUUUGGUAUUUGUAAAUAAGGGGUUAAACUCAUUUUUGUUAAGCAUAUAAAAUUUAGUUUUUGUGGUUAGACUUUUGACAACCAUAUCCUUGCAGGUAUAGGAAACAGCUGCAAUAUGAUUUUAAUAUUUGCAAUAUAUUAGUGUUUUCAAUGUAUUCUGACAAUGGAAAAGUACCUAACCGCAUGUCUGCAUUACACCUAUGACCCAGACUGUCAGUAUUGCAAACCCUAUAGGAAGACUCUGCUUUCAUUAUUUAUGUAAACACCCCUAGACAACCGUGCUAUACAUACACAAUACAUCUUCAAAUGCUUAUUAAUAUUAUAUCUGUGUGGUACACCAAGAGGGGUACACAAAGAGGGGGUGUGUGUUAGGUAAUCUCGACCGGCAUAUGGAAGUGGGUGCCAAAGUGGGCAAAGGUGUCGAAGGUGCCAAAGUACCAAAGGUGCAAAAGUUACCAAAGGUGCCAAAGUGCCAAAGUGGGCAAAGGUGCCAAAGAUGCCAAAGUGGGUGAAGGUGCCAAUGUUCCGAAGGUGCCAAUGUGUCUAGGUGCCAAAGGUGCCAAAAAGUGCUGAUGGUGCCAAAGUGUCGAAGGUACCAAAGUGCAGAAGGGGCCGAAGGUGCCAAAGUGUUGAAGGUGCGAAGGUGCCAAAGUGACGAAGGUGCCAAAAAGUGACGAAGGUGCCAAAAAGUGCCAAAGGUGCAGACGGAACCAAAGUGCUGAUGGUGCCGAAGGUGCCAAAGGUACCAAAGUGCUGAUGGUGCUGAAGGUGCUGAAGGUACCAAAGUGCUGAUGGUGCCUAAGUUCCGAAGGGGCCGAAGGUGCCAAAGUGUUGAAAGUGCCAAAGUGGACGAAGGUGCCAAAGGUGCCAAGGUGCCAAAGGUGCCAAAGGUGCCAAGGUGCCAAAGAGCCGAAGGUGCCAAAGUGCCAAAGUGGGCGAAGGUGCUGAAGGUGCCAAAGUGGGCAAAGGUGCUGAAAAAGCAAGAUAUACCGAGCGAUACCUUCUUAAAUUGUGAAUUGGCAUGCACAAGCACCUACCGAUCCGUUUGAGAUUUCUUAUCUAUAUAUAAUAGAUCAUCAUCAUAGCACCUGAAGGGUAUAAUACCAAUGGUCUCUUUUAGGAGUAGGAUUAAACCAUAGUCAACUCAAUGAAUCUCCCCAUAGAAGCUGAUAAAAUGGAAUAGUAUCAACAUAGACUGGUCUUCCAUACCAGUUGGAGCCAGAGUUAGGUCUGUUUAGCUUUUAAUACAUGCCAUGGACAGCGACUUAUACCAGAGUAGUCUCAUCUGAAACCCAGAGCUGGACCAGAAUGUAUAUACUGUAAAGCACAUCAAUCUUAAUACUAGCUAGCAAAAUUAGCUCUGUAUACACCCAGUAAACUGUGGUAUAAACUGCCAUAAACUCACAUCAAGUUGUGAUAUAUACACUGUAUUGCAAUCUGUGAUCUAAACUGUGAUAUAUUCAUAGACAGAAAAAACAGUGAUCAGAUGAACUGUAUAAGUUCUUGACAGAGAAUACAGUGAUUUGAUGCACUGUAUAAAUUCAUAGACAUAGAGAAUACAGUGAUUUGAUGCACUGUAUAAAUUCAUAGACAUAGAGAAUACAGUGAUUUGAUGCACUGUAUAAAUUCAUUGACAGAGAAUACAGUGUGAUUUGAUAUAAACGGCAUGUCAGUGAUUUGAUAUAAACAGCAUGUCAGUGAUUUGAAAUCAGCCAGUGAAUCCUAGCAGGGCAACAAUAGGCGAGAGCUGGUCACCGUGGGUGGAUGAGGGCCGCGAGCAGGCGCACCCUCCUCUUGCCGGUCUGACGCCCGCGGCUCCUAGAGAGAGCCGAUCGUGGUGAGGCGGCCACGUGCGGGAGCUCCUUAGAAGGAGCCGAUCGCGGAGAGGCGGCCAUGUGCGCGGGUGCCGCCUGGUACUCGUGUCCGACCGCGAGUACCCCGGAAGGCUCACAAAGGAGCUCGGGGAAUCAGAGGAGGCAGCCAGGAGGCUAGUCUCCAGAAACCCCGAGAGAACCACUUGUUGCCCGCGGUUAGCAAGGGCGGAACAAGUAACAGAAAGGUGUUAGCGAGUGGGGUAGCAGGGGUGGGAGGGAUAAAAGCAAAGGGACCAAACCGAAUAGGUAUCUCCAGGAACCCCCAAAAAACAACCACAAAGUCAGCGAAAAUCUCACCAAAGAAAGCCAGGGGAAGCAAAGAAGAGCCAAAAGGGCACAGUCCCAAAAAAACAAAGCAUAAUAAUAAAACAUGAUGAAAAUAAAUCAAUAAAUCCCAAAUAACCUAAAUAAAGGUAAAAUAAAUCAUAGUAAAACAUGAUUAAUAUAAGUAAUCAAUAAAUCCCAAAGCCACCCACUAGAAGCAGGAGGCAGUGGUACUCUGACCUGUACUGACUGCAGAGCAGCAAAGAAAGAGGAAAUGAUGCAUGGGGAGGGGAGUUUUAUAGUACCUAACUUUUUUCUGAUUGGUUGUUUUUCUGUGCUGCUGUGGAGUUCUAGUAAAGAGAGACUUAAGCAAAUACGAAGCCUCCUGUCAUGUUAUAAAAUCAUAAUUUCUAGCCAAGGAUAGAUGUAAAAAAAUCUAUUUUCUUUUCUAUUAUGUGUAAUAUACAUUAAAAAUUUGAUUUUUGACAAUUAAAAUAUAGCGAGUUGUGUUUGCCUCCUGGCAGGGCCGCCAUCAGGGGGUGACAGCCAUGACGGUUGUCAAGGGCCUGACUUUCUUUCUCUGCACACAUAGAUAGCGAAUAUCGCGAUCAAUGUGUGCAGCCGCGGGCCCCCGGCUCCCUGUUACCAUAGAGGGGGCCCAGGCAGCACACUGCUUCUCCUCUUCUCUCUUCUAAUAACUCUCACGAGACCUGGUUACCAUGGCAACGCUCCACGGGUCUCACGAGAGUUAUUAGAAGAGAGGAGAAGAGAAGAAGAGAAGCAGUGUGCUGCCUGGGCCCCCUUUGUGGUAACAGGGAGCCGGGGGGCCCCCCAUGCCACCGGACCACCAGGGAUCAUGGAAUCUCUCCCCUACCUGGACACAGGUAAGCAGGGAGGGUGGAAUAACAUUUAAUUAAAUUUAAUAAAAAAUUAAUGUGAAAAAUGACGCUAUUCAAGUGUUUGUUCUGUGCAUCAAAGCACACAGAUAAAAUAACUUUUUCAGCGCAGUGGCGGAUCCGGGGGGGCAGGGGGGCGCAAUGGGGCAAUUGCUCCCCCGUUCCCCCAAGAAAACCGAGGGUCUCCCUCUCCCCUGCCGGCUUAUGCAGGGCCGGCUUAUGCAGGACUGCACCCCUUACACAUUGCACCACUCACACCACUGCUCCUAUGCCCUACUACAGCCCCAUUUCCCAGCAGACCUCAGGUAAGUGGUCAAAUUGUUAUUAAACGGUUUGACUACUUACUCUGGGAGGGGGUCCCCGCACUAUUGACACCAUAAACGCUACACUGAGCUGUAGUGGUUAUUGUGUCUGGAUUAUUGCUUUAAAUAAUCUACAAGUGUCCCUCUCGAGAUCAGGCUCUGGAUCAGCCACUGUCUCAGCGGCACCUUACUGCGUAACAGAGAAGAGUCUAGUCUGCACCUCUGCUGGGUGCAGGCAGAGAGUAUUUCUCUCACAAGCUUUGGCAAUUCAGAAUGUUUUCACGGCUUAUCAUGGCAAUGCUCUGUUGCCACAUAGUGCUAGGGCUUGCAAGACAAGCAUACUCAGCCUGUAUAUACUCUCCCAAAUACACACACUAAAUCUCAUAAACACAAAACAUUCCAUAUGUACACACACACACAAGCUACAGGCACAGCCACACAUCCUACACACAUGCAUUCCCACAAGGAGCCUACAAAUGCAUGCACAAUACCACUUGCUGGCUACUUUGCCUUUCUGGCAUCCCACUUAUGGAGACACCAAUGACAAGUCACCAGCAAAGACACAGCACAAUCGUGUCAUUAAAUUUGCUUGUGCUGCACAAAAGAAACACAAUGCCUUUUACCAUUAGAAAGCUCUUUAGCGGGUCUCUGCUAACAUGCUUGUGGCGGAACCAACCUCGCCACUAUGCACUGGAGAAGCUUAGUUGCUCGCCUGCUCCCUUUAGACUAUGGCCCUGCAGUUCAGACCUGUUAUUUUCCCUGCUGAAAAGUUUAUUCGUGCCUUUCUGCCAGGGUGUUCGGUAGAUUCAAUCUACCGAACGAUGGAUCACCUGGGAACUGGAGUGUGCCGUCAAUUGACCGCCCAGAAGCUGCGGUUAACCGCAGCUUAAUUGAUGAACGCUGGGUGGCCUUUGUUCGGUUGCCGAACACGUGGCAGCGGCCAUUUUACCUCCCGAACGGCCAGCGGUGUUCAGCGCCCAAACUAUGGAACUGAAAACGGACACUUAUUGGCGCGAACACCGCUGAGCCGCCAGCCUCCUUACCUCUCCAUUCGGUAGCGGAACCGAAUGACGGUUCAUUUGGUAGUUUAACCGGAUGAACAGCAUCACCCCAGAUAGCUAAGCCAUGGAGCCUAUUAGUGUAACGAAAGACUAUGUGAAAGACUUUGGCUCCAUGGCGAUUGAACUGUAUGUAUGUGAUCUGAGCGCCAUUCGGUAGUAAUGUGCGCUCAGAUCUAAGCUAUCUGGGGAUAUGUAGAAUGUAUAUGUAAUAAAUGUAACUGUAUGUAAUUUUAUGUCUUUUACUGUCUUUUUACUGCCAUGCGGUUAAUGCAGUUUUGCCUCUGUCCUUGGAGAUAAUUGGAUUACUUCCCAAUUAUCUCCAGGACAGAGAGGAGGGAUUGUGAUGCAUUGUGGGAUUGUAAGCUUGUGAUUGGUUAAUGUCCAAUAUGUUUCCCAAUUUCCCAUCUGGUCUCCUAGAGGAGUGUCCACCAGGUGGGAGACCUGCGUAAAAGCCGGGCAGUUAGCCCCAGUAAACCAGAUUCUGCUUGACCUUCAAAACAAAGUGUCGUUUUGGGGGGAUUUACUGUAUGCUGUUAGAGACUGAUUGCCAGGAGUGUAAGCCGCUUGGGUGCUUUUCCUGUUCGUCUGCUAACAGCUAUUCGUGUGUCUCCAGUUCGGGAGUUUGGAGUGCUACUUGGUAUGCAGUUCGGGAGUUUCGAGUAUUCCCUUGGUUGCAUUUCGGGAGUUGGUGAAUUCGUGGGUUUGCAGUUCGGGAGAUUGGUGCUUGCAGUAGCUGUCUGUACAUCUGAAAAAGGGGAAUAUCCCCUAAACGGUUUUUAAUCUCUUGUGGGCGAAAACGGUCCGUUACAAUGCUCAUGUUUACAACAGUGGCGUAAACACGACCCAUGGGGCCCCAGUGCGAAAAUUAAUUUGUGGGCCCCCCACCCCCCGACCCCUACGACUGCGUUAUGUACGUCAGUGCAUGCAGAUACACAUAUACUUAAAGGACCACUACAGACACCCAGAUCACAUCAGAUCAAUGAAGUGGUCUGGGUGCCAGGUCCCUCUAGUUUUAACCCUGCAGCUGAAAGGUUUCACUGAGGGUUAAUCCAGCCUCUAGUGGCUGUCUCACUGACAGCCGCUAGAGGUGCUUCUGUGAUUCUCUCUGUGAAAAUCACAGUGAGAAGACGCUGGACGUCCAUAGGAAAGCAUUUCCUAUGGGCGGUUUGAAUGUGCGCAUACACACAGAAAACCUGUACAGGAUAUAACAGUUAAGAAAUGUUAUAGGCAGAGGAAUAAAAGCCAGGCUAUAGGUGGAUAUGUAUUAAUUGGUCUCUGUUUUAUCAGUAGGUAGAGAAUGAACAUUGUACAGCAGUAGAGUUGAGAGGACACCUGGAUGUUCGCGUACGCCGGGUUCGGACGAACUUCGGCAAAAAGACGCAUACACACUAGCUAACAGACACACAUUUAGUGACAGACAUACAUACACACUCACUGACAGACACAAAUACACACUCACUUACAAAACAUACACUCUCACUAACAGACACGCAAACUAACACACUCAGUAACAGACACACACAGUAACACAUUCACUGACACACACACACAAACUAACACACUCACUAGCAGACACACAGUAACACACACAAAAACUAACACACACACACAUGCUAACACACAUACACACUAGCACAUUUUUUUUUAAAUGUAAUCCCCAGCCUCCCUACCUUUGGGAGUGCUGAGGGGAUUCCCUGGGGUCCAGUGGGGCUGCAUGGCGGCCAGUCCUGCGGGCGCGCAAAGGAGCACUCUCCCCGAGUGCUCUCUGCCCAGCUCCCUCACGUGCUGCUUACUGAUGCCAGAGCCGGAAUAUGCCAUCAUAAGUGCAAAAUUAAAGUGAGCUUGCAGAAGAUGACAGAAGGUGUGGAGAUAACCCUUACUUGUGACACAAUUCCUCGAUAUCCUACAAACCUGCUAAUUGCUUUCUACAGAGAUGAAGAGAUGGUUCAGGGGUUCAGUUCAUCCAAUAAGUACCAGGUUCAGUCAGCUCGGCUAGAGGACUCGAGAAAUCAUACCUGUGAGGUCAGAACAUCGAACUACAAUGCAAAGAAGAGAAGCAAUAUGUUACAUAUCAACAUAAUAGGUGAGUGGGGCAUACAAAUAUAUGCACAGGGUGGGAAAAAAUUCAGAGUAAGGUUUGAUGAGUCAAUAACCUUUUUAUUUGUGAACCAAUUUCAAUGAUACUAUGUACAAUUAAUGCUUAUCGUAUGAAGAUUUGUUUGAUGAAGUAUCAAAGAUGACAUCUGAUAAAUGAUCUUCAUUUGCUACCCCACAAAGUUGGGCUCUUUUGAUUGCAUUGGUUUUAACAUCAAUUAAAGGACCACUCUAGGCACCCAGACCACUUCAGCUUAAUGAAGUGGUCUGGGUGCCUGGUCCAGCUAGGGUUAACCCAUUUUUUACUAAACAUAGCAGUUUCAGAGAAACUGCUAUGUUUAUUAAUGGGUUAAGCCUUCCCCCUAUUCCCUCUAGUGGCAGUCUCAGUGACAGCCACUAGAGGCGCUUGCGUGCUUUACACUGUGAUUUUCACAGUGAGAGCACGCCAGCGUCCAUAGGAAAGCAUUGUAAAUGCUUUCCUAUGCGACCAGCUGAAUGCGCGCGCAGCUCUUGCCGCACGUGCGCAUUCAGCCGGUGGGGCGUAACGGAGGAUGAGAGGAGGCAGAGAGCUCUCCGCCCAGCGCUGGAAAAAGGUAAGUUUUUAACCCUUUCCCCCUUCCAGAGCCGGGCGGGAGGGGGACCCUGAGGGUGGGGGCACCCUCAGGGCACUAUAGUGCCAGGAAAACGAGUAUGUUUUCCUGGCACUAUAGUGGUCCUUUAAUGUUUGAGGUACAUUUAAGAAAAGAAACACAGGAACUCCCAAAGGGGUUUGAAGACUUCCAGGAAGAACGCAUUUUUAUCUUCAAUAAAUAACCUGGCAAAAGUUUUAGAACCUCCUGGGUGGAUUCUUUGUACUUAAAAGUCAGAGUUCCUUAGACUCACAAACUGCAAAUAGCGAGAAUGAUUCAGAUAACAGUUCAAGAUUAGGGGGCUCACAAAACGCCAGAAUAGGGAGAUUUUAUGUAACCUCAGAAAUGUUUCUUUUUUUAGAACAGGACCCCCAUUCACAACCCGUUCCAGAACAACUCAGGGAACAGAGACAAUGGGGGGGGUCAUGAUAAACAAAUAGUCAAUCUAUCAGACUUCAAUCUAGAAUCAAGACAGAUUUCUAUACUUCGAUACUACGACAAGGGUUGUGCUUAUUUCCAACACAACACUUUGACUGUUUUGACUAGGUUAAUGAUUUGUAUCUCUUUUGCAGAAAGUUGGUCUCCAUGGCUACUUCCAAAAGUGAUGCGGCAGGGAGGCCCAUCAUGAAGAAUUGAUUUCUGUUCAUGUUACGUCCUUAACCAGCUAUGGCAACAUUUUAUUGUUUGCCAAAAGUCCACAAGGACUUGAAAAACAUCUGGGAUGACCAAUCGUCUCAGGAAAGGGAUGUCUAACUGACAACUGCAGUGUCUUUAUGGACAGUAUUCUGCAUCCCCUAGUUUUGAGGUCACCAUCUGUUUUGCUAUGUUCUAGGAUGCAAAGAAUCAUACCAAUAUGAAUAAAAUUAAUUUUAUUCAAAGCUCAAAUAUCAUUAAAGAAUAUUUACAAAAGUUAAGUAAGACUACAUCACCAAUUAAUACGCAACAUUGAAAGCUCAAUGUUGAAAGCUCUGGUGAGUCUUGGCCAGGAGUAAAUUAAUUGGUAAAUUUCCAGCAUAUCUGCUCACAGGAUAAAGUUUCUGACCAACAAAAAUGGAAGUCCUAGCUUUUUAGAAUCAUACAAAAAGGGUUUCCUCUUUUUGUAGUUUCUAAAAAAUACAAGGCACCAGUCCACCCCAAAGCGCUGGCCAGGUGGCCCAGAGAGAAUUCAAGUUGUGUGAAUCUCCUUGCACUUUGUUUGGAAGAUUUUGGAACUCUGGGCAGGGUUCCCAGAAUAUUGCUAAAUCAUUGGAUAUUGUGUAAUGUUUGAACAAAAUAGCUUUAAAAUGCGAUGAUCGAUAUCUAUCCACACAAUUAGCAAUACACUAUCAUACAUUCAGGACACCCAAUUCACCAGAGAAAAGUUGUCACAUCUUAAAUGUACUGAGACGGGAGGGACGCGCAAAGCUCUUUCUCUGGCCGCCAGUGAGGUCCACAAUUCUUCGGCGGCGCACCUAACUGCUCUUCCACUAACAUUGUGUACCUUGCAAAUUGAUCUUGAGGUAGAAAAUAUGCAAUUCCGCAGGAGGAUUGUUCAACAUGCCAAUUCGAUUCAUACGCACCUGGAUACACCAAUUCUGUGACGUCUUUAUAAAAUUUUCACAAUGGUGAAGCCUCAAACCUGUCAUUACAGGCGAUUGCAAAAAAUCAAGCCUUCCCCAAAGGAGGGGGGUUAUUUAAGUUUUAAUUCCUUAUGAAAUUAUUACAUGUUAUUAAAAUUCUCAUUCCUUUUGAAAUUAUGAAAAAAAGGAAUCCAGAUGGAAUUAUUAAUUGAAAACCUUUGCCAAUCAUUAAUGAAUUACAACAAUCUAUAUAGUCUUGUGUAAAUCUUAAAUUAAUAGUUAAAAGUUUUUUAUAUUAUCUUCUAGAACUGUUCUCUCCCCCCAAAAUUAAAGUGAGCUUGCAGAAGAUGACAGAAGGUGCAGAGAUGACCCUGACAUGUGACAAAAUUCCACGAUAUCCUACAAACCUGCUCUUUGCUUUCUACAGAGAUGAAGAGAUGGUGCAGGGGUUUGGUUCAUCCAAUAGGUACCAGGUGCAAUCAUCUCAGGUGGAGGACUCUGGAAAUUAUAUCUGUGAGGUCAGAACAUCAAACAACAACAUAAAUAAAAGAAGUAAUAAAUCACAUAUCAACAUAAUAUAUGAGUACCUUUUGGAAACUUUUGUUUGGACUGAUCAUGUUAUCUAUAAAACUCUGUGUCCAUAUGGAAUGAAUUAUAUCAGCAAAGCUGACAUGACAAUAAAUAAAAACAAACAACGGGCCACCACUCCUACCUUAGGACAGUCUACAGAGAUCUGCAUUUUCUACAAGAUGGACACUAGUUUUCAAGCUCAAAGCGGUGGGUGGGGGCCUUAAAUUAGAAUAAGGGGUACCUAAUGUCCUCCCGCCUGGCCCGCACCCCUGAGCGGCCCUAAAUAAAAAUUGGGGGGGGGGGGGGCUAUUCCCGAGCCCCCACUCAUGACGAGCCAGUGGGGACUUUUAAUUUAAAGGGGGGGAACUAUUGUCCUCCCGGUCCCCACCCCCGAGCGACGGGUGGGGGCCAUAAAGUAAAAUAAUGGGGGGGGACCUAUUGUCCUCUCCCCCAGCCUCCACCCCUGAGCGGCGGGUGGGGGCCCUAAAUACCAAUAAGGGGGUGACCUAUUGUCCUCCCCCCUGGCCCCCACCCCUGAGCGGCGGGUGGGGGCACUAAAUUAGAAUAAGAUGGGGGGACCAAUUGUCCUCCCCCUGACCGCCACCCCUGAGCGGUGGGUGGGGGCCAUAAAUUAGAAUAAGGGGGAACCUAAUGUUCUCUCCCCUGGCCCCCACACUGAGUGAUGGGUUGGGGCCCUAAAUUAGAAUAAGGUGGGGGGCCUAAUGUCCUCCCCCUGGCCCCCACCCCUGAGCGGUGGGUGAGGGCCCUAAAUAAAAAUUGGGGGAGGCCUAAUGUUCUCCCUCCUGGCCCCCACCCCUGAGCGUUGGGUGGGGGCCCUAAAUAAAAAUUGGGGGGGACCUAAUGUCCUACCCCCUGGCCCCCACCCCUGAGCAGUGGGUGGGGGCCCUAAAUUAGAAUAAGGGGGGGACCUAAGGUGGGGGACCCUGAGCGGUGGGUGGGGGCCCUAAAUUAGAAUAAGGUGGGGGGACCUAUUGUCCUCCCCCUGGCCCCCACCCCAUGAGCGGUGGAAGGGGGCCCUAAAUAAAAAAAAUUCAACCGGGGCCCCCAUCUUGAGCCCCCACUCGUGACGUGCCAGUGGGGACUUUUAAUUUAAAGGGGGGAACUAUUGCCCCCCCGGCCCCCACCCCUGAGCGGCGGGUGGGGGCCCUAAAGUAAAAAAAGGGGGGAGGACCUAUUGUAAAAUAAUGGGGGGGGGACCUAUUGUUAUUUUUUUUUAAGUGUGUCAGUUAUAAUGGAUUUUUAUUUGGCCUUUUUUUUUUAGCAGAAAAAAUAUGAUUUUAGAAGAAAGAAAACAUCAAAUGGUAAGUUUUAUUUUAUUUUUACAGGUACUUAGUUAAAGGUCCCCCCCCUCAUUAUUUUUAGGGUGAGGGGGGUAGGUAGGAGUUAUAUUUUUUUGGGGGUGGGGGUGACUAGUGGUUUGGGGACCCCUGGUCACCUGGGGGGUUACAUUUUUAUUUAGGGCCCCACCCGCCGCUCAGGGGUGGGUGCCAGGGGGAGGACAAUAGGUCCCCCCUAAUUGGUAUUUAGAGCCCCCACCCACCGCUUAGGGGUGGGGGCCAGGGGGGAGGACAUUAGGUGUCCCCCCCCAAUUUUUAUUUAGGGCCCCCACCCGCCGCUCAGAUUCCCCCCAUUGGUAUUAAGGGCCCACACCCACCGCUCACGUGUGGGGGUCAGGGGGAGGACAUUAGGUCUCCCCCCCAAUUUUUAUUUAGGGCCCCCACCCACCACUCACGGGUGCGGGCCAGGGGGGAGGACAUUAGGGAGGACAUUAGGUACCCCCUUAUUCUAAUUUAUGGCCCACACUCGCCGCUCAUGGGUGGGGGCCAGGUGGGGGUCAGGGGGAGGACAAUAAGUCCCCCUCUUAUUUGAAUUUAGGGCCCCCACCCACAGCUCAUGGGUGGGCACCGGGGGGAGAACAAUAGGUCCUCCCUUAGUUUACUUUAGGGCCCCCACCCGCCGUUCAGGGGUGGGGGCUUAGGAUGGGGAACCCUUUUUAUUUAUUUUUUUAAACAGUGAGCAGUCAUAGGCUGCUCACUGUUUAAUAGAUAUGCCCCUACUCACUGUAUAGCGAGUAAGGGCAUAAUUUACGAAUACUAAGUAAUGGUAUUAGUAAAUUUGUCUGAAAGACCAAUUCAGGUCUUAUAGCCUUUUCAUUCCUGUCAUUACAUUGACUGGCUUAGUAACUUAGCCCUUACCAGGACAUUUUAGAGCCAUUUUAGUGCCCAAAAGUUCGGGUACCCAUUGACUACAAUGUGGUUCGGUUUCGGGGUCAAGUUCGUCCGAACCCAGCGUACGCGAACAUCCAGGUGUCCUCUCAACUCUACUGCUGUACAAUGUUCAUUCUCUACCUACUGAUGAAACAGAGACCAAUUAAUACAUAUCCACCUAUAGCCUGGCUUUUAUUCCUCCGCCUAUCACAUUUCUUAACUGUUAUAUCCUGUGCAGGUUUUCUCAAUAUCUAUUAUCUUCUUCCUUUGUUCAAACAAGACUGUCCUUUUGGAUUAAAUUCAAAGUUUGAAAGGUAUGCUGAAGGCGCGAGGAAGUGUGUUUUUAGCUUUAUCAGUACUGGUACUUUUUCACUUGUGUUCAGCAACACUGACAUCUUGUGGUCACACUUUUAAUUACAUUAAUACAAAUUAGGUUUUACUCUUGAAAAUAUGGUCAGCGGAAUUAUAUCCCUCUACUAAUCCAAGAUGAAUCAUAAAGUUUAAUUUAUAUUCUUUUCUUUCAGUUUGUCAUAGUCUCAUAAACUGUUGUCUGGUUAAUCCAGCAAAUUUUAAAUUUUCUGUGGUAUACCUCCAUAAACCCAUACAAAAAUACUGAGAAACUCUCACCACCUCCUACUACUCUCUUAGAAAAGGAAAGAUAAUGGCAUUACUAGUUGGCCUUUUACCUCCUUAUCUAUUGUGUUUUUUGCAAGGUGUGCUAAGAGUCCCUGAUAUUAUGGUAUAUAGCAUGGUCAGGUUGGGGUGUAAGAAUCUCAUCAUUAUAUAAUGUGCCAGGGAGAAUCCCGUUAUUUCUCAAUAAUCCCAAUGUAUCAACAGUCCUAAAUUUUAUCUCUAUACUUUUGUUUUCUAUUCUUUGGGGACUAAAUAAUCACCAGGUUUGACUUGUUUUUAUAGAAACUUGUUUUAGUUCUUCUCAGCCAGAAUCACUUUCUUACAAAGUAUAUUGUAUUUAUUUUUUAACUUUUGUGCAAUUUCAAAUCUCAUUCCCAAUAUUUUCCAUUUCACUAUUUGUGUUUUGUACUUUUAUUGUGAGUGCCCCUACAGUAACAUCAAUAGCCGUAUAUUAGAUACAUUGUAAUCUCUAUGUGAGCUCCUCACUGGGACUGGUAUCUCCAGGGGUUAAUUAUGCAUUAACCUUCCACACACUGCACAUGAGGUGAAGAAUAUGGUGUGAGUCAAUAGUCAGGCCUCUAGUCAGUAAUAUUGGGUCCCAGAGGACGCCACUUUUUAUUUAAUUUUAUCAUUUCCAUCAACAGAAAUAGCCAGUCGGCUUUGUCUGCGAACUGAUCAUCUCCCAAUGGGAUGUGUGGGAGGUUUGUAAUUGUGAAUUAGAUUUUUACGUCUUUUCACCAGGCAGUGUCAGGUUUCUUAUGUGUGAAGAUAGCGUCAGCUGAUAAAAUUCAAUAACAAGUGUGAAUCGGGCGUAACUAGCCACUAACGACUUCCAUUAUACUCUAUGAAAGCCAUUAACAGUAAAGUCAGUAAUUCCCAGUUGCUAAUGGUAAGAUUUUCCAGUUGGGAAACAGACAAUACUCACUAAGGUUUAGCUUAUAAUGGUUGGUCCGUAAAACGUACCAGCAACGUUGGAAACAAACUCCAAAUCCUAACAAGAUGCUUCCUAUGGUCAGUUAUAAAAUAUUAUUCUCAGUGUUUGAUCUCUCCAGAUCCAUGCCGGUCAUUUUAAAAUUUCUAAUCUUUCUUUUUCACGGUUUCAAUCCCAUCCAUCAGAAUAUAGUGAGAAUGACGCUUUCUGUGUGUGUAUUAAUUAUAGCAUUUAGUUUCAUCAUCUAUCACAUGAAGACUAGAGAAAUCACAGCACAUGGAGAGAGAGAGUGAAGAACACACACAAUACCAGCUUGGCGUGAUCAUCAAAGACAAUGUCACCUAUUGCAUCUACUGUGACCCUACUAGAAAUAUCCAGGCAUUGUGUGGAAUGUCCACCUAGAGUUGUCAAGGCAUUAUACAUAAUGUACCAAAGUGAGCUUAGUACAAUCUGGAUAUAACGUCCAGACUCUACUAAUCAAAUGAGUGGAGCGCUAAAGGUAUAAACUUACCCUAAAGUAGGGUUAAAUCUCAGAUGUAUAUCAGUACAUAUAAAGGAAACGAAAAAUAAAACACAAUAUAGUGUAAAUCCACAGGUGGUAAUGUAUUUUGGUGAUAAUUCAAGUAGUCAAACUCACAUUGAUCACAGCCUCAAAGGGACAGGCUCAAAUCACUUGCACAGUAAUGUCGUAUGGAGACACUGCACCCUUUUGCUUGGAAUGGAUUUCCUCAAAGUAGAGAGAAAGGGAGACUUCCUAGUGUAUUAAUUUUCAACAAAAAUAAAAGACACAUUGGGUAUGGUUGUGCUCACCUUUUCCUGAGCCAAUGAGAACCUGGCUCUGGAUGAUAGACCUGGGUACCUCUAGAGGGGGGCACCUGCCCUUCUUUAGCAGCAAGAUGAAGUUACAUAAUGUACACAUUAAUGAGUCAUGUCAUUUAAUAGAAUGUCCAUAUAAAUGCUUCUAGGCAUUAUAUAUGUGUAUAUAAACUUGUCUCCGCAUUCUAUAGAAUGUCCGUAUAAUUAUAUUUGGGCAUUAUAUAGAAAGUCCAGCUAAACCCGUCUGUAAUAGAAGCUGCACACAAGAGCAUAAUGUAUUGUAAAAUGGGCAUCAUCGUUCAUAAAGCAGAUGGAGUAAUGUGUGUUUGGGGUAGUUGAGCAGGCAGAGUGUUUAGGGUUACAGCCAGUGGUGUACAUACCAGGGUCGCAGGGGUCGUAGUUGCGACCGGGCCCGGCCCACCAGGGGGCCCGGCCGCCCCUGCGACCCGGUAUGUACCCACAGGGCCAGCCUCUUCCCCUGGGGGGCCCAGGAGCCGGCCACCUCAGGGCUCCCCGAGGCUGGCCCUGCUGUCACACACACACUCCUGGGCGGGUGGCCGGUCGGGCAGGCGGGCGCAUGAGGGAGCACUCAGUGCUUCCUCUUCAGCUCCCUCGUGCACCGCACUGAUACCGGAGCCGGAAGAUGACGUCAUCUUCCGCGCCGGUGUUCUAUCACUCUGCUAUACUCCGUCAGAUUGCUAUACCCCCGUCACUUCCAGAGAGGGGAAUCAGCUGUCUCCUGUGCUGCACAUGCGUGCUAUCACUCCUGCUACUCCUCCACAGCAAGGUCCUGGAAGGUAAGUAAAACUAGUUUUACACUUUCAUUAUAGUUAGUGCAUUCACUAUGCAUAGGACAUGACACAUUUAGGGUUAAGUGAGGGUACAAAUUAGGGUUAGGUAAGUGCUUCUAACCUCUCUCACACUCUAUUCUUACCCUAACCCUUGGGGUAAGGGUUAUAAUAAAGUGUGAGAAAUCACUAUUUAGUGAUAUUCCCCUAAUGUGAUAUCACUAAAUAUGAACAGGUCCCUAAUCCUAACCCUAAUUUGAACCCUAACAUUAACCCUAAAUGUCCCAUGUCCUAAGCGUAGUGAAUGCACUAACUAUAAUGAAAGUGUAAAACUAGUUUUACUUACCUUCCAGGACCUUGCUGUGGAGGAGUAGCAGGAGUGCUAGCACGCAUGUGCAGCACAGGAGACAGCUGAUUCCCCUCCCUGGAAGUGACGGGGGUAUAGCAAUCUGACGGGGUAUUGCAGAGUGAUAGAACACCGGCAUCCCUACGCGGUGCGCGAGGGAGCUGAAGAGGAAGCACUGAGUGCUCCCUCGCGCGCCCGCCUGCCCGACCGGCCACUCGCACAGGAGCCCAGGAGCCCAGCAGCACCACUGGACCCCAGGGAAUCCCCCCAGCACUCCAAAAGGUAAGGAGGCUGGGGGGAUUAAAUUUAAAAACAAAAAAAAAACAAAAAAAAACGUGUUAGUGUUUGAGUGUGAGUGGUAGUGUUAGAGUGAGUGUUAGAGUGAGUGUUAAUGUGAGUGUUAGUGUGUGUGUGAGUGUUAGUGUGUGUGUUACUGUGUGUGUCUUACUGAGUCUGUUUGAUGUCUGUUAGUGAGUGUGUGUUUGUCAAUGAGAGUGUAUGUUUUGUAAGUGAGUGUGUGAGUGUGUAUGUAUGUCUGUCGCUGAGUGUGUCUCUGUCAGUAAAUGUGUGUGUCUUCAGCACUUACCUUUCUCCAGCGCCGGACUCCCUUGGCGCUGGGGAUCCCUCAGCCUCUCAGCUCCGAAUGAGACCGCGCACGCAUUCAAACCGCACAUAGGAAAGCAUUACUCAAUGCUUUCCUAUGGACGUUCAGUGUGCUCCUCUAGCAGCUGUCAGUGAGACAGCCACUAGAGGCUGGAUUAACCCUCAGUGAAACAUAGCAGUUUCUCUGAAACUGCUAUGUUUUCAGCUGCAGGGUUAAAACUAGAGGGACCAGACACCCAGACAACUUCAUUGAGCUGAUGUGAUCUGGGUGUCUGUAGUGGUCCUUUAAAGGACCAUUAUAGUGCCAGGAAAACAUACUCGUUUUCCUGGCACUAUAGUGCCCUGAGUGUGCCCCCACCCUCAGGGACCCCCUCCUGCCCGGCUCUGGAAAGGGGAAAAGGGGUAAAACUUACCUUUUUCCAGCGCUGGGCGGAGAGCUCUCCUCCUCCAAUCCUCCUCUUCUUCUCCCCGUCGGCUGUAUGCGCACGCGCGGCAAGAGCUGCGCGCGCAUUCAGCCGGUCACAUAGGAAAGCAUUCAUAAUGCUUUCCUAUGGACGCUGGCGUGCUCUCACUAUGAAAAUCACAGUGAGAAGCACGCAAGCGCCUCUAGCGGCUGUCAAUGAGACAGCCGCUAGAGGAAAUAGGGGAAGGCUUAACCCAUUCAUAAACAUAGCAGUUUCUCUGAAACUGCUAUGUUUAUGAAAAAAUGGGUUAACCCUAGCUGGACCUGGCACCCAGACCACUUCAUUAAGUUGAAGUGGUCUGGGUGCCUAGAGUGGUCCUUUAAAUGUGUGUGCAUCUGCAUGCACUGGCGUACAUACCGCGGUCGCAGGGGUCGCAGCCCUGUAACCCCUGCGACCAGGUGCCCACCACCAUGUGUUGCGGCAUGGCCCGCACGCUGGGGGGGGGCCCACUGAUCAAUUUUCGCACCGGGGCCCCAUGGGUCAUGUGUACGCCACUGGUUACAGCUAUAUAAAAUGUCUAGAUUUAAACAUCGCCUUUAACCUGUGAAUGUAUGGUGGAAACUAGACUCCCUAAAAAAAGUCUUAAUAGAACGCUUCAAACACCAUAACCACAACAGAGUACAAUAAUGGUUAUGGUGCCAAGAGUACCCUGUAUCCCUUUUUUGUAAGUAGCCAAACUGUUUUAGAAUGGUUUGACAACUUACCUGAGGUCUAUUGGGAACUGCACCCCACCUCACUGCAGCCUUACAAGAGCCAGAAAUUCCUACGUAGGAAUCCAGGGCUAACUCACAGGCUCAGAGCGUAGGCUGAUAACUUUCAGCCAAUGAGCCAAGUCCUGUUUAGCCAGGCUGAGCACAAAGUAAAAUCUUUUAGCUAGAGAGGGGGCUGCAUUGGAGGCUGUAAUAAAAGGGUUCGAGUACUUAUAUUGUGGUGGAUCAGUGCAGUUAUGGCUGGUAUUUGGGGGAAUUCCAAUUUACAAAAUAUACCAGCAGAUUAUAAAUAUAUCUGUAUAUGGGUGAAGACCAAGAAUCUAAAAUACCAGACGCAAUACGACAUGGCCAUUUCAAAAUGGAACAGGCAGCUCGUGUUGUUUGUGUGUUUCUUUGUUCAUUGGUAGCACGUAACACUAUUCUUUAUGCGCAUCUUAGUGCGUUAUCUCUUCUGGUUAUGUAGGCACAUGCAUUUCUAUCGUGAGCUGAGGUAGUCUCCGGUUAUUUGUAGUAUUUAUGUUGCUAGAGGUUCUUUACCUUUUGGUAUUUGCAAGCUCAUUAUCAUAAGGAGUUUAGAAUAUUUGUAGAGAACACAACACAUAUAUCAAAAAUAGGAUAACGAAUAUUGAUAAAAAAAGGGGCACCAUCAAUCCUCUGAAGGAUAAAGGGACAAAAUAUAACAAGCACAGGCUGUGACAAAAUAUAAGAAAAUGGGGAAAUUAUGAAAUAAGUCUAGAGGGACACAGUCCAAAAUUUUCACAGUUCUGCCAGAUGCUGUUGCUUCAUGCCUUGCAGUUUCAUGGACACAUGUGAAGAGUUGAAAAGAAAAAAAAAACAUUGGUGUAGUAUGUUCUAAAUAUGGGUAGGACACACAACAGAAGUGUAUAGAUUUACACUCACAUGUGAAGGAGCUUACAACCAGUAUAAAUAGCGUACAGUGAAACAAUACCUGCUGAUUGAUUAGUAGUAGUUACAAUCUCUUCAUCAGCGAGGCAAGGGUAUCUAAAAAAAAAACAAAAAAAACAAUCCAUAGUGCUCUCUGGUGCAGUGAGUAAAUAAAUAGGAACAUAUAAAUGUUCAUUUUAAGGAACAUAUAAAAUAUAUAAAAACAGUUACUAUAUCCAUAUAUAUAUAUAUAUAUAUAUAUAUAUAUAUAUAUAUAUUUAUUUAAUUAUUUUAAUGACCAUACUCCAAUGCAAAUGGAUGCCAAAUAGAAUUUAUUGCAAAUAAAAUAAACAUAAAUAUAAUAAAAUUAAACACAACGCAUUUCGCCUUAUCUGAGGCUCUCUCAAGUUUAAGUGCUCUUAAAAACCCCACUUUGAAGGAUCCAAGACUUACCAUUCCCACCUGAUAGUCCACCACAGCUCCCCGGGACAAGAGAAGUUGGAGGCAAGAACAGGGAGACCUCGGCAAUAAUAGGUACUGCUUCAUACACCUACAUUCCAGUGGUUAACAACAUAUGAACACUAUCCUUGAAUGUAAAAAAAAUAAAUUAAAAAGACUACACACACUCCACAAGAGACACUUGGCAUUCUCUAAAUUCCCCCAACUCAACCCUGUGGUGAUACGUUUACAGUAGACUCACUUUUGUAUACGUAACGCUACCAAUUCAAUCUGCUAAAUAGCCCCAAGCCUUCCAAGCCUAUUCUAACACUAAGUCAAACGUAGUGUCGAUCCUUUAUCCUUACCAUCCAAUAGAAAAAUACUGAGGAAUUAUACUUGGAAUAUUGAACAAUGAGCAGAUCACACUGAGGAAUAUAUUAGCACUCAAUGAAAACUGGUAAAUAUUCCUAUCUAAAUUUUUCAAAAAAGACUCUUCGCAAUAGACGAUUAAUAGUUUGUGGUGACCAUACCUGGACCCCUCUAUAGAUACUCAGUCAGUCCUCCAUAAGUCUCCAUCUCAAGGUAGCCAAGUAAACAACCUCAUGAUGUGUAUGAUAUUUGGAGAUCCUGUUGUCCCACCUAGAGGAACUAUAUGCUUUUUCCACCAGUUCAUCACAGCUAUUUCCGAAUUGAUCUUUGUCUGGUGGACAGCAAUGUCUCAGCAGACAAUGCUCUGGUUAGCUUUACCCUUACACUAUCCUCAUCAAAUAUAGAUAGAGGAGCUUGUAGAAUAAACAAUUCACUGCUGAAUGAUCCAUGUCACUCAUCAAGAAAACAAAAAGCAAUAGUGAAAAGGCACUCAAAAAGUGAAACUAAACAAAAAUAGCUGCAAAAACUCAAAACGCUAAAAAUAGCCAUUUCUCCACACAGUAAUAUUAACAACAACUAACACAUUAUAGGGAUGUGCUUGCACUCAAAAAGUGAAACAAAACAUUUUUAUGUCACUCACCAAAUACGGGACUUCUCAGAACAUAACCUCACCACACAUACAGGACUCCAUGUCACCCCAUCUCAUUAAUAAACUCAACAAGAAGCUCUGUCCAAAUAUUCUGGCUGUUAGAUUGAACAACAAGAUACUUUUUAAUACUUACACUAUCCCUUGUAACUCUGUCAUGCUGAAACAGGUAUAGAAUGAAUUAACUCAUUAAAAGUGAUAGUAUAUCAUAUUUAUAAUGAUUUAAUCAAAUUCCAGUUUCUUGUUAAAUUUCAAUGGCCUCUUUGAACAUUUUGUUUUUCAGGUCAGAACUCAUAAAUAAUAUUAAAGCUGUUUCAGCACCCUGGACAGAAACCAGCAUUAAGUGCUGUGUCCUAUAUGGAGCAUCACAUCCUCACUGUGUCUUUUAUCUCCCAUAA